This is a messenger RNA of Xyrichtys novacula (pearly razorfish), 75298 nucleotides long. NCBI's taxonomy places the organism in Eukaryota, Metazoa, Chordata, Actinopteri, Labriformes, Labridae. The record is from the annotation of a GenBank genome assembly.
AUGAGGAUCAUAACUUCAGCCAAAGGCCUGGAGGAAGCUGUGACUGUGAAAAGAAGUGAAUCCGCUGAUGCUGAGGGGAUAGGCAAACUCAUCAACCCCAAUACUCUGGAGAUCUUUGGAAAAGUCAACAUUAUUCAUCUGCUGUAAGGGAAUUUAUCACUUUAUCUGCUUCUUAAUGACAGUUAGCUUUUUCUAUAAAGAAACACUAAAACAUGUUUGUGUUUAGCAGCUAGUCUCUUUAUUUUGAUGAUAAUUAAGUCAGUGACAACAAAAAAACUUAAACAAAAGAAAGUUUUAUCUGUUUAUUGAGAUGAUUUAUGUCACCCCUCAUAGUAUUUUGUGACAAGGCACAGUAGAUGUGUGUUUAACAAGCUACUUUAUCUUAUUUCUAGAGGGGCCCUAAAGGUUCAACUGCACAUGCAUUUCAUGAAUAUGAUAAAUGUUGAGUACAUUUCAUGAAAUUCUAAAAUAUUUUUAAAAAGGGGAAAAAAUCAUGGAAAAAAACUUAUAGAUACCAGAGAUUUUUAAUCGGCUAUUUUCCCUCUGUUGUCUGAGUAAUUGUAACAUAAUAAUUUUAUUCUUAAGAAAACUUUUUGUUGAAUGUGAGUAUUAUUUUAUCUUGACUUGAUUGAUUCUGUGAGAUUGUCUAUCCCUUCCCAGAGAGAAAGCUAAUCUGGCGGUGACUCUGGCCAAUGAGAAGGAGGACAUCCUUGCCCAUGCUUCCUUCUUUGAUCACCCUAUUGGAGGUUUGGUGGAUCAGACUCAGUGGGAAACUUUCCUGCAGAAAAACUACAAGGCUGAAUCAUGCACAGUGCGUAUCCUUCAUCGAGUGAAACCAGCUUGCAGAGUGCACAGAAAGCAGCUGUUUUCAAAAUAAAGAUUAUGCAUGUGCCUGGUUUUGUGUUUUACAUCUUCAACCCAAACAUAACUCAUCUGACAGUUUAUUUGUUUGCUUCUGCAGCCUUGGAACACUCUCUUCCUCCACCUUUUUGUGUCACAUCCAGAUUUUGCCUCAGCAAGCAUAAAGGAAAUACUGAGGUAUGAAAAUAAAGUAUAAAAUAACUUUUAAGAAACUAUCUGAGAAAAAUAGGUUACCUGUGAUAAAUGGUUAGCUACCACAGAUGUUGAGGUCAGCAUUGUUUCUCAGCAGUUAUGAGUUAGAUCAACUCUGAAAAUUGGUUUCAUAAAGGAAAGUUCAUGUCUGCAGAGUUAUAACCCCCUUGGUGUCAUUCUACCCCUCACAGGGCUGUUUUUAAUGCCGUCACCGAGCUUGAACAUGUCUGCCUGCUCAGCCCUCACACUGGUCUUUUAGGUGAGGAUGUGCUUCAAACUCUCAGUGAUGUUAAGCAAAGAUUCAUGAACUUCCUUUGCAGAGACUGAGUUUUGCGACUUUGUGUUCAGAGCCAGCUCUAAAGGAGACGUUUGAGCCUCUGCAGUGCCUGAAUGACCCUGGCCCUCAGUGUUUGGCUUUAAUUUGUCACAGUAAAGAGCUCUGUCCAAGGCCUCAAAUCCGUCCAGCCAGGUGAGUUCAGCACAGUCCUUCUCAUUAGAGUCGUUAAGAUAUCAGAAACUUCUUCUGAGCUGAAAUAACUUCAUAAAACAAUUGUUACUCAUGCUUUUAUUUUGACAUUUUUCUGUCUUGUGUUUACUGAACUCUUAUUUUGAAGUAUGAGCUACUUGUGGUACAUUCAAAUGAAUGGUGCUGUGCUCACAUUUACCUGUUGUGCUGGAACUUUGCAAAAUUUAACUACAUGCAAUGCUUUUACUGACCACUUGGGGGCAGUCUAAACAAGUUUACGCACUCAAAUUGAGGCCAAUUUAAAAAAUUUUAAUCCACCCACUAAGUUUAGGUCCACUGUCUCCUAGCCCUGGUUUAGUUGCUACCCUUUUCUGAAAGAGUAUUCAUCUGUUUAGCUGCUUUAUCACCAGUUGGUUGUGAAUUUUGUCCAUCUGCUUUUUGAAACUGAGCUUGUUUUUGGUUGUUAGUGAAAGUCUACUGAAUACACAAGCCAGUAAAUGUGCUGUAAAAUCCAAACAAUGAUUUAAGCAUGGCAGAAAUUCAGAGAAGCUGCAGAACAGUUUUGAAUUACUGGUGGUUUAAGUAAAUUCAAAGAGCCCCUUUGUAACUGUGGUUAAUUUGACUUGGUUUGUUUAACACUGUUUGAGAUGAAAAGGUGUAGACUAUCUUUUUCUUUAUUACAGGGUUGAAGAUCAUGAUGACGUCAUGCCCUUAUUUACAGAACAGACCAAACAGCUGUCAGAUGACCAUCCGUACUUCCUGGCAGAGCUCAUAGACACACAAAAUGAGAAACAUCACACAGCUGUUUGUGAGGUUUGUCUGAAGUUUCCUCCAAUAUCUCUUUAAAACACUCAGAAAUAUUUGUCUGGAGCUUUAAUUGAGGUAAACUUCCUGCAGCUCAUCCCUCUUUCUGGACUUCUUUAAUAUGUCUCGAUUCAUUUCAGAAGGAGUGUAGAGUAAAAGCUGCUAACUGGUUUACACUGUGACUGACCGUCAGACUCCCCGCUGCGGUCCGUUCCCUCGAGAUCUUGAGUUGACAGAUCUCCUCUCCUCUCUGCCAGUCGGGCUGACAUGUGUUCAUGGCAGCAUAUGGCAGACACAAGCUGAUACUCGGCCAAGACGUGCUCUCACUGAACAUAUUGUGUCCAGACAUCUGAAGCAUUUUGGGCUUUUUGUCUGAAUGUGUUGAGCACUCAGAGAACAAACAGUCAAACAUCGCCCCAGAGGGUUCGGCUUUCUCCCCCUGCAGGAUACCAAAACCAACUAUAAACCUACUCCAGCUCCAGAAUUUCACAUGUACAUAUUUCUUGGGUUAGACCUCGCUUUAGUGGUCGAUUGAUGUUUUUUAAUGGCAAAUGUCAAUUGUUGUAGAACAGGUCAGCUGAUAUAUUGCCCCAAUACCACACUGGUAUGUUAUCCAUUUAAUGAAUUUUAAAGAUAGAAUAAAAAUGACAAAUGAGAGAGAAAGUAGCUGAACUUGAAUGAAUAAUCAUUAAUUUCCUAAGUUGAAUACCCCCACAAAUAUAUCUAUAUAUAUUUAUAUCUGUCUAACCAUCUGUGAUGAUUAAAAUAUAAGGUAAAUAUGUGGGUGAAAGUAUCAAAGUUAUGUGUGGUUCAUUAUUCCGUAAUCUAACAACCAUGUUCAUCUCAGUCAGUUACUUGCUGGUUUAAUACAGACUUGACUAUUCAUCCAUCCAUUUCCGUCCCCUUACUCAAAAUUGGAUCAUGGUGGCAGCAGUCUAAGCUAGCUAAGCUCCUCCCAGCAACACUGGCUAGCCUCUCCUCUGGAGUCCCAAGGGUAAUAUGUCCCAGGCCAGAUGGGAUUAAUCAUUCCUCAUUCAAACUCGGGGUUUACCUCGGGGUGUCCUCCCAGUUAGACAUGCCCUGAAUACCUCUAAAGGGAGCCAUACUGGAGGCAUCCUUAUCAUAUUCCUGAACUACCUUAGCUGAGUCCAUCUGAUUGAAGAAUCAGCGGCUCUACUUUGAGCUCCCACUAAAUGUCCGAGCUUCUAAACCUUAUCUUUAAGACUGAGCCCAGACACCCUCCAGAGGAAAUUUCAUCUGCUUGUGCACUUAGACUUAUUCUUACAGUCACCAUCCACAGCUCAUGACCAUAGGUGAGAACUAGAAGGUAGAUCAACCAGUAGACCUGAAGCUUUGCCUUCUAGGUUAGUUCUGUCUUCAUCAUGACAGUCCAGUUCUACGCCUGCAUUGCUGACACCAAUCCACCUGUCAAUCUCACAAUCUGUUAGAGACCCUGAUGUAUUUAAAGCCCAUCACUGCUCUCUCAGGAACAACCACCAUACCUACAUACUUAAAGUAAAAAGAUAAGCGGGUGCACCUCAGUGAUGUUUAUGGUUUUUCUCCACAGAUUGACGGAGUCGUCAUCGGCUUUAUCAGCGUCACCUCUGAUGUGGAUUUAAAUUGUCUGAACGACAACUUUGAUCUGCGUGAGUUUAACGGUUUGUACAAAAUUCGGAAAAUACAAGAUGAAGAACCUGCAGCUCAGUCUGAUCCAAGAGGCAAUGAAGAGGAACAGAGACACACCCACAAAUCAGAGUCACAGCAGGUCAGAACUCAGUCAUUUAUUUGAUCUGAUUAAACAGAGGAAGAAAUGAUGAAGCUUAGACACAGCUGGGGAACUUUUCAAUGAUCUUCUCUUUCUAAAACUUACUGCCUGGUUCAAUAAAGUCAUAUGAAAAAUAAAAACACAUAGUCAUGUUAAUAAGGGGUCAUUUUACACUGCUCAGUUGUGCAUUAAAUAUCUUGGAGUCUUAAACCCCUGACUGUGAUUUGUUAUUAUGACGUUUAUUUCAGCAGCAGGAGGAGGAGGAGGAGACACCGUCAGAUCAGCAUGUCUCAAAGAAAUCAAAUGCUUUCUGUAUACAGUUCUUUGGUGUUCACAAGAGCCACGAAAUGAGGUAAGACAGCUCACACCUGAAUGAGGAUAUUGAUGAGCAGAUUUUCAGAAUAUGUCUGGAACCUGUUUAGUGACAGAGGCCCUAAUACUUCUUUUUAUCUUGUUGUUGCUCUUAUGGUGCUUUGAGUUGAAAAUAUCCAAACAUAUGGCUCACUGCCACACCCCUCAAUGACACUUAAUCACUGACUUCUGUUAUUAAAUUUGGUAACAACAAUGAAAGAGUGAAAUUAUAAUGAAACUGUGCACAGGCACAUAGGUUUGUUUAGACCUUUUUUAUACACCCUGAACUGCAUUUGAUCAAUGCAUCAUUUCCCAGUUUAAUCAAUAAAUCUUUUAUUUAUAUAGCGCCAAAUCACAACAGCUGUUAUCCCAAGACGCUUUCCAAAAAGAGCAGGUCUAGACCAUGCUCAUUGUUUACGUAUGUUUUGAUGCUGUAAGGUGUUAUAAGCUGUCUGGGGUUUGUCAAAGGCUGCUUUAUUUACACACAGACAUCAGCUGAGCAGAGAGAGGGGCUCAGAGAUGCUGCAAAGGGAGAGGGAGAUUACAAAAAAAUGAACUAUUUCCUGUAACUUGAUACUAUUUAAUGAUUAAUGCAACUUUUUUCUGUCCUGGACACAACUUCAAAAAUAAAAGCAUUGUGUGAAAACUGGGGAAGUUUCUCAACAGAAAAAAAGGUCAGGCUUCGGCUUUGUAAUGAAUCCAAGAAGUGUUACAAAAAUAUAUUUUUCAUGCUUGGGACAGUAACAUACAUGGUACAGAGAGGAUACAGACCUCAGGCAAUCUGAACAGUCGAAUCUGUUAAACAGAACGCCAAAAGUGAAGUUGUUCCACAGCUGUCAUGAAGCCUCAUGGUAUGUUAGUCAGCUGUGAAAAAAAGCAAGAUCAGCGUUUUCUGGACCAAACUCUAACAAACUGCACUGGACCAGACCUCUUCUUAGAAAUGCACCAUACUCCCCAUAAGGAGGCACUGUGAAACUGAGGUCGUGGGGGCUGUCAGUGGACACAAGUUUAGAAGAAUUAAACUUUGUUACAAGAGGCUUCAAGGGGAUUCCUAGUUGAGGUGAGAAGCAAUAGAUCUAUAAAGGGUUUAACCUUCUUACAUAGAGCAGUAUUAAUGUAAUUUCUAACAUCACACAGAAUACCAAGACCCAAUUUGGACAGAUUAAAAGUAUUGUAUUAAAAGGAUGAAAUACAUAAAUCAUAUCAGAGAAGUGAAGUUUUCACCUCUAGACUCCUGCUUAUUUCAGACGGGACUUCAGCAGCGUCCGUGGCAGCCGUCCAGAGCUCCAUCAGUCAUAUGCCGUGUUAGAGCAGAGAGAGUGACUGUUAGUUGGCUCCCGCUGAGCUCCUCUUUCCGCCUCCGCACCUCCCAGCUGUUGCUGAAUAUGAAGUCGAGUGGCGUCCCGCUGAGAGUGAGCAUGUUAUUAAUGAGAGGAGCGCUUAAAGUGACAGCGUGGUGGAGCUGAAGGCCAGAAGUUGAGCUGGAAGCUGUGGGCAGACUGGUCGGCCAGUUGUUCCACCGCAGUGAUCAGCAGCUCUGCUUUCACUCACACUUUGGCACUGACACAUAUUUUCACUUAACUUCCCAUUUCUUCUUCUUCUCUUCCAGAUCAGCAGACUUUAUCCCGUAUGUAUUCAACCUUUUUCCCGUGAGUAUCAUCUUGUCUGCUGCAGUCUGAUGUUUAGUAAUAGAAUAAAUCAUUGUUUCAGAGCUGCACAGACAAGAAAUAAAUCAAGAAUUAAUGUUUUCUCGCAAAAAAAGGUUGGCAUGAAUAUUCUCUGAUCCUUGAGGGAUGAAAUCAGAAGAUUUUUAUUAAGGAAUAAAAGAAAAAGGCCUAAAUAUUGUGAAAGAUCAGAUUCCUUUGCAUAACAGAAAAGCUAGAUGCUAAUUACAACGAUUUCCAAGCUGAAAGUUUUCAGAUUUCCUUUAAAAUUUACAGUUUGUAUUAUUUUUUACUCAGAGUAAAAACAUGUCAAAGAUGCUUGAAAAGCAUGACCUCCUUAAACCUGCACUCCUCCUGUUAGCCAGCAGAGGGCAACUCCACCAGCUGGUGAAAAUAAUCUUGUCCAUGAAAGAGGGCAGUGAUAACAUCUCAUCAGUCCUUCAUAUCAAACAAUGUAGAAGAACACUGUGUCUGUUGAGAGUCUUGCUGCAGGGGCAUGAAUUGUACACAGAAUUCUUUAAACUGUGUGCAGAGCAAUGAAUUACAGGCUGAUGUCUCCAUGUCUGUCUUUCAGGACCUGGACUUCUGUGUCAUCACUGUACCAACAGUGUCCCCUGACUUCCCACUGCUGCAGAGCUUCCACAGAGUGCCUCGCCAUGCAGCCAGUCUGCUGGGAGAAGAACUCUAUAUCUUCCUCCGGGAUGGGCUGGGGUGGGUCAGGAGUUAGUUUUGUCUGCUUCUUUAAGACAGCAUCACUGCAUCACAGUUGGAUCACUCUUUCUGUCACUGCACGCCUCAAAACUGCCUUGACAGUUCUGUGAAUGUGUAGUUUGUGUAUCUUCUUGCAGGGAUGUCAAGGUGAGACCUGCUGUGGCUGCAGACUUGCAGUCUGUGUCUGAUCUGGUGAAGGGCCUGAGCCUGAGUGAGUCCCUGCUGCAGGACCUGGACUGUUUCUACCAGACCAGGAGAGACCCGGUCAGUCUAUUCCCUUUGCUACCAAAUCAGCCUCUCAUUGGGGUGUGUGUGUUCCUUUAAACGUCAGUUUGAUCCCAGUAAAAUCCUGCCUCUCCAUCUGGAUGAUAAACUGGUAAACUAUGUAUCAAAACCUACAGAAUUAUUACUUUUGUGUCUUUUCUUAAAGUAGGUGUUUUCCAAACCAAAUGUUCCCUUUCAGCACAAGUUUCAUGAACAGCAGUCUGCGCUUGUUUGUCUUUUUAUCCCUGGGCUUUGUCUCUCAGGCAAUGCUGCCCUGUGGAAAGGCUUUUGGCUUUUUAAAGGAAAACUGCAGACACUCAACAGGGUUUUACAAAAGGAUUUCUUCAUCUGAAUUUUUUCAGGUGUAAGUCAUGCAAAGAAAAUCCAAUGUAAGUGUUCUGAAUGAUUAAAAAUAGAGCUACUUCAUAACAGUUUUCCAGUUUUGUUUCUAAUGGUCUGAUUUGCUUUUACAAGUCAAAAAGAGACAUCAGUGUCAGUUUUUUUCUGAUUUGCAGCCAGUUAAGAGCUCCUUACAGGAGCUUUUAUGUACUUAGUUAAUUUUGAAAGACUCUAAAUUCAAACAUCAUUUUUUCAAAAUGUUUUUUACUUGGUCUCUGUUUGAAAUUCCCUCCUGUGUUAGCUUAGAGAAUAAACUGCAUUUGCUUGUUUUGUUUUUCUUUUUAUAUCAAACUUAAUUCUUCAUUCAUGGCUCACUUAUAUCAAUUUUAAAGCAUGAAAAUUUCAGGUAAAUACAGGAGGUAACAUGGACAAUUCUUUAAAAUCAUCUCCCUUAGCAUAACAUCAGGUUACAAAUUCUAGCUGGGAUCCCCUCAGAUUUGAAAAUGAAAAAAUGCUGAUUGUUUUGGACAAUCAAGUGUGACUGGAGCUGCUGACAGUGAUUGUCUUGGAGAAAGGAGGACUAUCUCAUGUAUGCCAGCGAACAGAUUGGUGAGAAUUCAGCUGAACGGCUUCUCCUCUCUGACUGACGCCCCAGCUGUCACUGCUGCAGCUCCAACUCUGAUAAUUACUUCUUGACUGAGGAUGCAGCCACUUCAUGUGUAUUCAUGGCACUGGACUGCUGCAAGACGCUGUAUUUAAAUCAUAUCCAACCCACAUUUUUAAUAUUCAUUAUCUAUGUUGCUUUCUGCUCUUGUGUUUGUCAGGAUGAGGUCACUCUGCAGGCCUUUGUAGUCCAGGUGAACAGUCAGGUUGUGGGGAUACUGAUCAUCAGAGACGAGCAGGUGGGUUACAAAAUGCCAGUCACUGAACGAGAACUGGAACAUCCAUCUCACUCAUAUUUGUCCCUCAGGAUUCAAAAGUAUUGAACUCUCAAGUUAAACUGUGGGGUGUUAACAGUAUGUGGGCAAAGUUUACAGCUGAGAGGUUAAAGUAUGUUUGAGUAAUCCCAGGGUGAGGCUGCAGGCUAGGAGUUUUUCUUUGCACUACAUGGUAAAAAAAAGCCCUAAAACUGUUUUCUUUACUGGACAUAUUUACUAUCUUACAAUAAGACCCUCACAUUCUCUUUUUGUUGUUCAUUUGUUAAUCAAGAUAGCUGGUUCAACACUUUAUGAAUCACAAAUGUGCCUUUAAUGUUUGUAUCAUGGCCAUACUUCAAAAAAAAAAAGCUCCCGGUAUUUCCACGAUUUUCUCCACUUCCUGAAACAAACAUUGCGCAGUAGCGUCGUACGCCCUCCACCGCAUGCGCAGUAACAUUGUACCAUUUGGCGGGAGAGUCGUCGGGAGUCGCUGUGAUGACGCUCGGCUCAAACAUCCCCCAGGUGAGCUACGCAAUCUAAGUACGCCACAUAGGCUGUGUUAAGUGUCAAUCAAAGAAAACAUGAACCCCCUGAUAACUUUUAAAAAAUGGAGCUGUACAGAAAAAAGAGGACUUGAGCACAAACCAGGAACUACAUGUCAACAUCGUAAGCAAGGGGGUUCUCGUGGUGGCUUCACCCAGCGAGAAGGCAGACGGCGACGGCGUCCAUUCUGUUUACAGUCUAUGGUUCUCGCCCAAAGCUGGGUUUUUGGAACAGUGGGUCCUGGAAUCUUGCGUUUGGGAAUGCUGAGCUCUCGAACGCUAGGGUUCAGAAAAUGUUGGGUUUCCAGAAUGAUAAAUUCCUGAAUGUGGGUACCUGCAAUCUGGGGCCCGUGACUGCUAGGCUCUGGUAUAUUAGGCUCCUGAGUGCGUGGUUCUUCUAGAUUGUUGGUUUUCUGUAUCUUGGGUUCUGGUAUAUUAGAUUAUGAAAUGUUGACUUUCAGAAUGCUUGGUUCUGGAUGUUGGGUUCUGGUGUUUUGGGACCUGGAAUGUUGGGUUUUCAGAAAACUUGGUACAUGGGGGUUUUGGAAAACACCUUCCAACACUCUGGUCUGUAUUGUUGUGGGCAGUAAAAAUGAAGUUUUUCAUAAUGCUGAUUGACCUUCACUUCUGCUGUAUUGGAUUUUUACUUGUAUGUUACAUGUGCGGGGAAAGGGAGCUAUUGUACUGUAUUACUCUUGCUCUGCAGUGUUCAGUCUAACUGCAUAUCUACAUAGAAAACUCAUCAUUAAACAGCAGCUCGGGGUGAAUAAACACAUCACACUCACCAGUUUUUAACUCAUUACUCCAUACACAGUUUAAAGAGCGCCAUUUACCAUUUAUUUUUCUCAAGAAGCACAGUGUUCUUCACAUUACAUUAUUGUAAUGUUAUAUUACAUCAUUACCUCCUACUAGUCUGACAUGCUUAUGUGGUCUUUUUUAACCGUUUCUGUGUUUUCAUGGAAACACAGAAGUAUUAAAAGAAAAAAACAACAUAUCAGAAACUGAAGUCACAGCAUAAAUGACUGUGCCUCCUGGCUCCUUUUGAUUUACUCUGUUUUUCUUUCUUCAGGAUAUUGAGUACAUUCGUGCCCACUACAACAUCGAGAACUUCAUCUACUUCAGCCACCAUCGCUACGAGGAGCACGCUCAGAUACGACACUUUGUCCUCAGACCUUCCUUCCAGCACUUCUGCAGACACUUCUUUAAAGAGGUCCUCCGGCUGGCUCACAGGUCCUGUCUGUGCCUCAGAGUCUACCCUUCAGACCAGGACCAGGAGGUGGGUGCUCACAGACCCCACUGCCCCCCUGAUCACCAGGCCUCUUCCAGCCUCUGUGUCUGUCUGCUUAGUCACACUGUCAUUAGCAUAAUGACCCCAGAUUAUACACAGAAUAAAAAUAUUCUUUAUCCGUCAAACUCAGAGGAGCAGCAGAUGGAGUCAGGGUUAAAGUGACAAUAUAAUAAAGUUAAUCAGCAAACUCCAUCCCAUCACAACUUUUACAUGACAAAUAUCAGCCAUGGAGCCAAAAGAUUUGAGCCUGGGCUCAAAAAUACACAAAGGAUCAAUUUAUGUGUUUAAUGUCUGAAAAAAAAGGUUAAAUGUAAAACAUCAGAACAAAAGUAUGCAACUAGUUCUGCUUCAAAACACACAGGCUACUCAGACACUAAAACUAAAGAUAGUAAAGAGGUGUGUUAACACUCAGACUGUUAGUAGAGGGCUGCAGUAAGUUUUAAAGCCACCAGAUGUUGCUGUGUUUACAGAGCAGGGCUUAUUUUGACAGUUAUAUUUUAGUUUUAGUGACAGUUUGGUCACUGUUUUCCUGAAUAAUCUAAAUCUACUCAGUUGAUCAAAAGUCAUUACAUUUUAGACUUUCUAGUUCAAUUGAUCAAUCAGAAAUUUGAGUCAAGAUUUUACACAGUUUCACCCUCUGAACAAUGUAGCUUGUAUGACUCUCCUUCUGUGCAAUGCUGCUGUGCUGUUCCAUCUGAUGUAGAAGAGUUAUUUCUAAUGCAUAUCAAAAACAUGGCAGUCCUUUUACUGUGGUUGUAUUUGUUUCCACUGACUUGAUCUUCUUUCUGCAGGGUUUGGGGUUCAGGCUCAGUUGUUGACAAACAUCUCUUGACAUAAUUUUUAUUAAUGAGAUAAAAACUUUUGCUGAGUUUGAGUCUUCAAAGAUAUGAAUCUUUUUGUCAAAAUUCAAAGAAAUCUUCAAAGCUCCAUAAGGCCACACAUGAGUUCCACACUGUUAAAAUCCACUUAUUGAACUAAAAGAAUCAGUUUGAAUAAAUCCAGCUCUCACCUCUUCCUCGUUGUCUCCUCACCAGAGGGCAUAGAAACAGUCAGAAGGGUGUAGCACUAGUUUAAGAGCUGCAGGACUAAACCAUUAAGAAAAGUAGGGGAGGAACGGGUGCAAAUGAUGUGUGUGUUUGUGGUUUAUGGAUGAUUGUUUGUAUCAUACAAAUGUUCAUUUCAUGCAUUAUCUUUUAAUACUGUUUAUAUGUUUGGGGGAUAAGUGUUAUUUUUACUUGCUUUUGAUCUUUCCCAGUUGGUCUGGUCCAGCUGAGUUCCUGCAGCACAGAGUAUUUAAAGCAGCCAGGUGUUUUUGGUGUAAGUUUGUGUUUGUGUUGGUGUUGCAUCAUGACUUUACGGAGCACAGGUAAAGUCGCAGUUUGUUCUUCAGUGUCUCUACUGCUUGUUGUUUUCUGGGCAAACUUAAAGCCACAGUCUGAGAAUCAAGAAACGAGACAAAGAACUACUAAGCAGCUAACUACUCAUCCAACACAAAGAAAGACAUCACUCAGUCUUAGUUUGAUUCUCUUGUUUUUAGAGAGUAAGUCCAGAACAGCCCAGAUGAGACUGCUCUGUUUGCUCAGACCAGGCAGAUCUCUCUGUGUUUAAAGUUUCAGGUUAGUUUUUGCAGAGCUCGGCCCUCUGCAGGCUGAUGUCUCCAGGGUCAGGGCAGCAGGUGCUGACGGUGCUGCCAGCUCCACCUCUCCACUCCAUAAUAAGACAUUUCCUCGACAUGUAGAGGCCUCCACUUCCUCUGAUAAUUAUCCUCACAAACAAGCUCCAGAUUGGGAGAUGAUGACGUGCAAAUAGAAUAAUGGCAGAGGAUAAGCAGAGAAUUAGCUGUGUUGGAGGAGCUCUGGCUGAUGGUUUCCAGUGUAAGGGUUGCAUCAUCUAACCUCUUCACCGGAGCUCAUUAUCACUCCACCGCCUCCCUCACCCUCACCCUGAUGCUGUGUAACCUCUAGGGAGUUUUUUUUUUAAAUCUCUCUGAACUCUCUGACAUCCUGCCCUCUUCUUCUGCACUCAGAAUUCCUGCAUCCACCAUCUGGAUUCAGUCCUCAACUGUGCCGUCCCCGUCCGCCCGCGGCGCCAGAUCAUCUACCCGCUGGAAGAGCUUGGCAUCAACGCUCCUUCCAGGCAGAUCACAGAGGACCAGGUGGGCAUGGUGGCAGCUGGCUGACAGAGAGAAGCCUGCCAGGGAGUGUGGGUUAGCUGCUUACAGAGGGUGAACAGCAGGGUGUUAGUGGAGCCACUAGGGGGUGCUGUUUCAAAAGGGAAAAGUGACAUGACAAAGUUUUCCAGUGUGAUGGAAUAAACGCUGAAUAUUUCACAGUUAAUAAAGCAACAGCCACAGCAGCCUAAAGUAACAGAUAAAACAGUUUUUUGGUUGUUUCUUUGUUUUAAUUUGGCUCAAACUAACAGACACAACACACUGACACCUUGCAGACAAACAAAACUCAUUGCCCAGCUCUACUUACAAAGAGUGUGCAGUUACUAGCUUAUGUAAAAAAAAGACCUGCCUCAAGUUUCAUCUGCAGAAACUACUUCAAUGAAAAUUGUGUUUUUUCAGGUCACUUCAGGGCCUUUCAAUGUUUACUUUUUGGUGACAUUUUUUUGCAUUGCUGGUAAUUUUGUCAGGAAUAAGCCAUAAAUAUGUGCUGUUAUCCCUAACUGACUGGUAAAUAUAACUCACCCCUCUCUCAAAGGCAGAAUAGACAAACACUUUUGACUUUUAGACUGCAGCCAUUGAGCUUUGACUCUCUGUGUGUUAACUUUCCCUCCUUUUAUCUCCUUUUACUAAAGACAGGAUUUACUUUGAGGUUUGCUUUAGUUUAAGUUUUCUGUUUGAAUGAUGAUAUUGGGGAAAAAAAGAAAAUAGCAGUUGAGGUUUCUUUACUUGCCACUGAGAAAUAUACUGUUUAAAGUUCUUUUCAAAACGGUUAGUCUGCUUGUGGCUGUGAUUUACUUUUAUUUCCUGCACAUUAGAUAAAUAUCAGACUUACAGCAGAGCAGUUUAGACCUGAGGCCCCACUGUGUUAACUUCUAUGUUCAUUUCACUCCAUCAAACCCAGUCUAACCCUUUUCACCUCACUAAGUCAUGAUUUCCAGACUCUGUGCAGAUAAGAUCCUCGCCUUCAGGAUGAUUAAUCAAAUUUAAAGCACCUGUUCCCUCUCUGUCAAUAUGCUCAGGAUCAUAUUACACAGAGCCAUAGUCAUUGUGUGCAGGGAAGGUGAGGCGUCUGCAGUAUGAUAAGACCUGCUGCACCUGCUGCACCACACAUGCAGAUGAGACAGCAGCUUUGUUCCGGUGAAUGCCUCAUCUGGUUAAUUCCUGCAGUAUUCAGACAGAUGCAUGCCCGUAUUCAGUGUGUCCCUAACAUACACAGGGUUUUUACAGAGAAUGCGAUACUGAUUUUCAAUAAAUGUCAGAGUGCAGCAUCUGCAUGACACAUAAAUUACAAAUCAUUGUUAUUCUAAUGCAUUUUAGAGGUCGUAUUUGACUGUUGUGAAAACUGAUAACCAUAACGUUUCCCUCUGCUGCAGUUUAAUUCAGUUUCCUGGUGAAUUCAAGCCAAGAUGGACAAUCUCAUUGAUGUAUUCGGGAGUAUAUGUGCUUUUAAACAUGUUAAAUACAUCAAAUUGACAAAGAAUUUUUUAAAUUAUUAGUCAAAUAUAUUUAGCUUGAGUUAAUGUAGCUCUGAUCAGAAUUGUAAAAAUAUCUGUGCUGAAACAUAACUGGGCUAACUGCUGGUUUUGGAUCAAAAUUUCCCUGUAUGUCUUUCACUUCUCAAAUGAUGUGUUUAUCCCAGUUUGUUGGUAAGUUUUGGUUUACAGAGAUAACGCUUAAAAAUAAAUGUCAUGUUAGUAGAUGGUUAAGUUGUAGGAGCAGUGAGUUUGGACCAGCAAAUGGCCUUUGAGGCUGUAAUCACUUCCAUAUCUUCUGAUAAACUCUAAAAGCUAAACCUCUUCAAAGAAACCUUGUCUGGUUUCAGUAAUAUCAGAUGUGCUGAAAGCAGUGUGCUAAAAUAAAUAGCUCAAUAUUACUAAUUCAAAACUGUUAGUUGGGUGUGCCACAGGGUUCUAUCCUGGGACGUCAUCUCUUCUGCCUUUACAUUAGAUAUACAGCUGCUAAAUGGCUACAAAGGCGUUUGAUGCUACAUACUGUAUAUGCUAAUGAUUCAAUCGUUCAUGUCUAUUCACAUUUAUCAAGAUGAGUAUUGCUUUAUAUUUAAAAACUCUGCAUGUGUUACAGACAAAAUAAAUUGCUUUUCUUGUUCUACGUCUGCUUUGCUGUUAGUUCAUAUAUCUACAGUGUAUGGCUGCUUGUUUGUCAGUGUUGUAUUGUGUACCACUAAAGGCUGGCUGCAAAAUCACCAGAAACCACAUAAACUUUCAUCCAACAAGUAAGAGAUUCUGUCUAAACAGUCCACAACUUCUUUUUCCUAAGUCCAAAUCUAUUUACAGAUAUGUUUGAGUGUCAGUCUGUAAGAGAUAAUAGCCACACAGGUAAAUACACUUAGAAUCCAGGAUUUUAAACCAUGUCCAACAUGAUAUUUUCUAUAGUCAAAUUGUCUCGGGUCAUUCCUUGGGCUAAAUUACCUCCAGGAUCUCUCUCUUUAAACUUGCUCGCUGACCUUACUUUUAAGUUUGCUUUUGAUCUGCUAUAAAUAGAAAAGUAGAAUCCCAACUGUUUCCAAAGAUGACUAAUAAUCUGCUUUGUCAUUGCUGGAGUUCACACUUUUUAUGAGAUGACUUAUAUCUUAAAUACAUGCAGACAUUAAUAAGUAAUGUCCUUUUGUUUUCCAGCUAACCAAACCCUCUCAGCGUGUGACAGAUGUCAGGCACAUGCGCCCUCAGAAAUAAUUUGAAUAUCACACAAAGGUUAAUUUCACCCUCGGGUUUCCUCCUUUUUGUUUAACACUGUUUGCAUCCAACAAGGUGCAUUGUGGGGCCAAUCUGCCUAAUUAUAGAUGAUGAAGGAGUCAUUAGUGGCGUCAGAGCUUAGGGCGGAGACCGGAGACGACAUGCGAAAACUAGAACGCUGUUCUUCUGAGUCCUGAGAGACUCUUUAGUCACCCUCGGAAAAAUGUUCCUCAGGUCAAAGAUUUGAUCCUUUUGUUUUUUUAAAUAACUGUACACUCUUUUGCUGCAUUUAUUAUUGUCUAUAAAAGUUUCACUCAUUUUUCAACACACGAACAAAGAGGGAACACCUGAUCAAUGCACAAGCAGGUGGACCAACAUGUGCAAAGCAUAAAAUCAGAUUAAAGUUAUAUUCAAAAAGAUCAGGAGAAGUGGCAUCUGUUAUUUUCAGCUCCAAACUCCUUGCAGAUUUCACAUCUUUCUUUCUGUCUCUUUUCUUUCUGAUUGUCCCGCAGGCUCCAUUUGCUCUCAGCCUGAUCAGCAGGAAGUUGACCCUGGAACCAAAAGUCACCAUCAAUGCUCGGAUCGUCGUGGUAGGAGCGUCAGACACAGGUUUAUCUUUCCUGGAGGUGCUUUGUUUCUGGUAGGUCUCCUCUGUGUCAUAUGUUUCACACUUUACACGCACAUUAACUUAGAUAUAAUAACUAUCAGAAAGAACAGCAGUGAAAGUCACAAUUUCUCCUCCGAAACGUCAACAGGAUUAACCUCUUAAGGGGCCGCAGGGUGAACCAUCCCUGUUAGAGCCCAUUAGAGACACACACACUCACACACACAAACACCUCACCAUCUGUGCAGUGUGUGUGAGCUCUUUAAGAGCAAACACACAGCAGACUGAAGCUGGCAGCUUUAAUAUUUACCCUGUAAGUCGGACACUGACCUGUUUUCCUGAACAAGCAGGAAAAUCCUUCAUUCCAAAGUUUUAAGAUUGAAAUGAGUUUGUGGUGAUUCUACCAAAUAAUUCUGCAACAGUUGAUCAUUACAGCACACUGUAGAGCAUCAGUAAAGCACAGCUCAGUGUUACCUCAUUGAACUGGUUAUGAUGACUCUCCUUUUCAAGAAUACAUUAUAGGAAAAUGAAUACUGUGACAAUUUGCUUUCAAUAUUUAUGUUUUGAGUUUGGUCCAGAAAGCAUGUCUUUCCCCAGUCCUGCACUGAGCUUCAGAUCAUUCUCCAAUUCUACUAAAUGCGUGAGACAUUUGUCAUUGAAAGCUGCUAUUAAUACUUUAUAAAACUCCUAACUUGUCACUUUGGGAAGGUGAAACAUCUCUGUUAAUUCUUGGAAUGACAUAAAAUACCUUCACUGUAUGCUUAUUUAAUUUAAAUUCUUCGUCUAUCCAGAGUUUACACCCAAUUUUGAUUAAUCCUCUCAGAGGCGUUAGACCUGCAUUUGUAUCUCACAGUUUUCACUACGCUGCAUGUCAAAGUGAUGUGCAUCAACAUGUCAAUGUCAAGUGCACAGAGGUGAUCAAGGCGGUGUAAAAAUGGUGUCAGGUGCUGAAAGUAGAGGUAUUUAAGUGCUUAUGUACUGAAGUGUGUAGAGAAAUACUCCAGAUUCCUCAGAGCCCGCGACCCAGAGGAAAGAAAUCUCACCAUGAAGCUUCUCUGUCGUUUCUUUAUCUCCUUUUAUUCCAAGAAUCCAAUCUCUGCAAAUGUCACUUGACUCCAGUUUUGGCGUUUUGUUUGUUCGCUCCGCCGUCUUUGUGAGAUUAAGCGCUGAGGUAGAUAAUAAGGAGCGCUGAGCUGCUGAUUCAGAACCUGGUGAUAGCUGCCAGGCAACCGGGCCCGUUGUUCUGUGUCAGGAGAUCUCGCGGCUCAUUGAAACUCGCCACGGCUGGCACGGCGAUGAUGGCGAAGCCGGUGCACGCAGCUGUGUGAGGCCUGGCAUUCAGUGGGGUCAGUGCUGGCCCCCGUUAAUUAGCCACUCCAGUGUUUCCCCGUCAGGGAUCUGCUGCAGCGAUCUGUGUUUGCUGUCACUAAUGAGUUGACUAAUGAGGCAGUUAGUGUCGCUGGACUAACGGUGUGGAGGCCGCGCAUUGAGAGGGUGAAUGAUGGGUCAGCUUCGGCCUGCUGGGGCCCCCCUUAUCAGCCCUGCCCAAAUGUCCAGCCCCCCCCCCCCCGGCACACACAGCCCUCCCUGUGUUCAUUGAUUCAUACCCUCCCUCCCCUUUUCUCCAUUACUGUUCAGGACGGGGUCAGACAGAUAAAGAGCUCUGCAGCAGCUCGCCCCUCUGCUCGCCAUGGUCAGGCUGCAGGGUCACCAUGGCCGUCUGUCACUGCCUGAUAACAGAGCAAAUCUAGGACUUCUGAUUCAGACACAUCCAGACAGCAAUAACAGGCUGUAAAGCCUCAGAGCUGCGCCGUAAAUCCUCCUUCUGAAUCAGAUUAACAAAGAAAGUUUGACCAUAAUCAUUGUCUGCCAUGGGACUGAUGCUCUUAUUUACAUGUUGACAUGAAAAUCACAGUAAAACCAGAGAUGAUACUGAGCAUGAAACCACAGAUUAGGACAUAUAACCAGUACUCCUCUUUCACUGAUUAAUAAACAGAUUCCUCUCUGUGAAAACAAACUCACCAUUUCAUCGUUUUCUCUACAAGUUUGGAAUUUGACUUGACGCCGGAUGGUCUCUCUCCAGUAGAGGAUGCAGCAUCCGUGAUUUCCAAAAAGAAAGUCAGAUUUAUAUUGAUCAGACCAUCAACAGUUUUUCACUUCAGCUAAGUCCAUCUUUGAUAGGCUCAGGCCCAGAAUUUAGAGUUUGAUUGUAUUUUAAUCUCUUUUUAGCCAUUACAGAAAUCAAUUUAUCAACAUUUUAUUGAACUUUAAAAACCAUCAUCAGCUACAGUCCUAACUGUCCAAACUCCAUCAACUGAUUUACACCCUGUUAGAUAUUUCUGUAACACAAUAAACUCUUUAAUUGUAAUCAAAGUAAUGUAUAUUCACUUAUUGCUACAUCCUGUCUCACAUAGCUCCUCUUGGAAGUGGAAAAAUCAUACUGAACCACUUUAAAUUGUCUGACAGAGUACUUCAUAAGGUUGUUACAAAAAUGUUCUUUCAAACAAAUUAUAGAGCUGUUGUUCGACUUCUUUUCUAGAAUUGUCUCCAAGAGUCCAAUAAAAGAAAAACAAGCAAAGUAUGACAGAUUUAAGUAAUCUCACUCACAGGAUAGAAAUCUGUUCAUUUUCUGGCGAGCUCUGUAACACACCAGUGGUCCCGGUCAGUUUAGCAGCAUUCAGGUGCCUGGUGUUGGCGAUUUGUACCGGUGGGCGUUAAUUUAGCAGGAAGCUGAGAUAAGAGCGGCGAGGAGGCGAUCAGAGGCGUCGCUGCGAUAAGGUUGGACACUGUGAGGUACACGCUCUGCUAUUCACCAUCCAAGGAGCUGGAUCUGCUGUUAUCAGCUGCAUAAUGUCCUGAAGGCCAGGACAAAGCAACUCGUUUGAAUCACAAAAGACAGUGUACACUGUGCGAAGUAAACACACAAGGGACAGGAGAGCAGCUCAGGAUUUCUCAUGGCCAACAACCACAGAUCCACAGAUGCAUCGGUAGCUGGAGGAAAGUAAACAGCUGCCUGAAAGGAUUUCUAGUUUGUAUACGCCACUAGUUUGAAUGUUUACAUUUCUGAUCGAAAUAAAAAGAUAAAAACACACACCAAGUCAUCUAAAAGGUAGACGCGUUAGCCAAAAAAGGAUUUGAACAAUUACGAUUUACAAACCAACUCAAAAGACCAAACAACCGCUGAAAAACAAAGCAAAUACCAAAGACACAGAAACACUUAUAACAGCUGCCAACAAAGUUCACACUGGUGACAAAAUGAAAAAACAUGUAACAACAGAAAGACUCAAAACAACUGCAAGGAGACACAAAACAACUGUACAACAACAACUACAAAGAAGCACAAAACAACUGAAUAAAAACAACAGAGAGAUACAAAACACCUAAACAACUACAAAUAAACACAAAACACCUGAACAAGAACUUUAAAGAGACACAAAACACCUGAACAACAACUACAAAUAAACAAAAAACACCUGAACAAGAACAACUACAAAUCAACACAAAACACCUGAACAAGAACUAUAAAGAGUGACUCAGAUGAAGGUUUUAAUGAUAAACAAAGACUGAACUUCACAUGAAAAAAAGCUAAAAAAAAUGAAAAUAAAAAAACACAACACAACUACAAAGAGACAUAAAAACUCUGUAGAGAUGCAUGGCAUUAUGAAGAGCCAAAACAACUGCAAGGAGAGAGAAUACCUCAACAAAGACACAAUACCUACGAAAUAGAAAUGCACUUCAACAAAGAGAAAAGAACUAAAAAGUGAACACAAGGCUAUCUCAAACAUAAAUUAAAUACCCACAGGCAUUUUCUUCUCAGUCUAAGUCUUUGUGUUUUUGUCAGAGGGUUUGGAGGAUUUUUAAGGGACACAUUGUUUCAUAACCUGGCUAUAUGUGCAGAGCCUUCACUCCUUUUCCUUUUUUUUUCACUUCAUUCACAGUUUGCAUUGCUUUCCCACUUUAAGACUAAAACACUGUAGAAAAACAACACUUGAGGUGUAAAAACUGACUGUCAAGGAUAAUCACCCUCUAACCCUGAGUUUUUAUCAAAUAAAUCUGAUUCUUUCUGGCCCGUCGGAGCUACAGAGCUAAACUAUGAUCUCACUUCCAUCCAUACUGAGGAUUUUUUAAUGAGCUUGUGUGUUUUUUUUUAUAUCAAACAAGUUUUUGGUUAAGAGUGGAAAGGCCAAAUAUCUUUUGUAGAAGUAUCAGUUUGUGUUUUCUAAAGAUCUUUCAGGUACAAAAGUAACUUUCACGGUUUAUUUCAAGGUCUUAAUUUUUUUCUUCGCAUCAGCCGGGCUCGAACUGCUUCAUGAAGAUAAACAAAGUUGUCUUUACCUGUGAAACAUUCCUCACGCUCUGCGCUCUGUUUGAGUUCACUUUGUGGUUAAAGCACUCAUAAUUUCCAGUGUUGUCUCUCUCCUCAUAGCCCUCACCUCAAGUUCAACAACCUGACCCUCAUCUCUACACAUGGUCUCCUCAGCAACCACGACGACAUCGGGUUUCUCUCCACAAGGUGAGGGACUGCAGCAACAAAAAGAAAAGCGUGUUUUACAUUGAAUAGACGUAUUAGACGUAUCAUAACAGUCCUCAAAGAACAUCCAACCUCUGUAGCUACUUUACAUUGAACAGGGAACUCAAGUCAUCACUCACAGCUGCAAAACACAACAUGAAGUAAAUGUAACCUGAAUGAUCCUGGGAUUAUAACGUGAAAAAUAUAUCAAGGACAUUUCAGUUAGUCUCUCCUGUUUCCAAAUGGCAAAAAUGUUAGUAAUAAGUUUUUUAAAAAUGAGUAAAAUUGAAUAUAUCGUGUAGGUAGAGGCAUUCACAACAAUCCUGACCACAUUACUUAAGUGGGCCUUGCUCAAUAACAUCGUUUUUGAUUGCAGUUAUGGGAAAUACCAACAAAAACCUUUCCUCAAAUGAAAAGUCAGCAGGAAUCAUCAGGAAAUACCAAAAUAAUCUGAUCAUAUCUUACUCUUUUUCGGACUCAUGCAGUCAUGCUUACAGCAGCAGAGACUCGGCCCAGCAGCCCUUCAAAUCCUGCAUCCAUGUGGUAACUGGGAAAAUGGUGGGCAUCAACAGGAAGUCCAAGUACGUCCUUGUUUCUGGUGGGAGGAAGGUUGCCUAUGAUCACCUGGUACUCUGUACAGGCCUGCAGUAUCAGGUAAGAUAAUUAGCUCUUCAAAUUAGCAUCUUAAAGCCUUUGUGCUUUUCGUUUAGUCUCUUUGCAAUGUAGAGAUUAUUGUUAGUCAUUUUUAAAGGUUUGCUCUGCAGUCAGCAGUAGAAUUCCUCAAUCUUGUCAAUUAUAUACUAUAGUAUGAUUUUGUACACUAGGUUACAAUACAAAACACCACAAUACUUCCACUAAAGAAAAGGGUGAAGAAAAGAGUAUUAAGUUGCUUUGUCACGGGCACAGGAGCAAAUUCCUGCAGAAAUGUUUUGAGAGCUGGCUGGUAAAAGUCUGAGUCAAGUCAGGAGAAAGAAUACCGUUGGUUGUGUUCAUAUAUGCCGCCCACCCUGAAAAUUUCAGCACAUUUGUAUGAGGUUCAUGCCUGAGCAAAAAGGGUUUGUGUUAUUUCAAUUAUCAAUGACCUCAUUUAUUUUUAAUCCCAGACUUUACUCAUUUUUAUCAAGGUUUAGGCCCUGAGUUGUUUUUCCUGUUUUAACAAGUUUGACAUCGUUUUCUGAAGUAUAAACACCAUCACUCCAAACUUCAGGUUCCCUGUCCUACUGGCGUGGAUCUGAACCAGCCCGUCUCAAACAGUCAGCUGCAAACUCACUGCAGAUACACCCAGCCAGUCCCCUCCAACCUCUUCACUCUCAAUGACCUCCAUGACUGCAGGGCUGCACGCCGCUGGAUCUCUGCCAACUUUGUGAAGCUGGAGGGUGAGUGGUUUGACGCUCAAACACACACUUAUACAGACACACACAUACACACACACACACAUACGCAGACAGAGAGCCUAAUACGAGUGUGUAGCAGUAUGUCAUUACUCAGCCAGUCAGCGCUGAAGUGCCCUGGUAUAAUUAGCAGCUAAUUAGCUGCAGAAAAAUCUUUCAUCUUUAUGAAUCAGGUCGGCCUCCUCCAUCCAUUUUCCAUUAUCAUAUCAGUCUGUGAGAGCUGCUCUGUUCAGAGCAGGAGAGCAUACACAGAGAGUCAUUAAACACAAUUAAUCUGCCCUCUGAAGGAAUCGAGUCUGCAUCCAGAGGGAGGCUCUUCUACAUGCUAAUUAGUUGAUCCCAGUCAUAAAAGAAAACCAUUAAUAAAUGCUAAUUUACUCCAGCAGAUACCAUGUUUAUUUCCAUAUUUUAAUAACCACGGCUAAAGAAUACAAAGUGAAUGUAAAUUUCAGUUUUAGACUAAAGGGACUGAGGCAGAAUAUAUUUGUCUUACCUCAUUACCAGCUCUCAGGAUGAUUUAUUUACAACAAAUCCCUUAAAGAACAUCACAGUCAGGUUAAGUCUCUUUCUUCCUGACACUGUGUCAAAGCUCAUUGGUUUACUGAGUGAUAACACACUUUAUAUUUUAGUUUUUUUAAGAUAGUGAUCAGGUAAAUACAAGUUUGAUCAAAGAAUUAGAGAGGAAUACUACUACUACGACUUAUCAGUUUUCUGUGCUCAUGAGGUAUCAUCAUUUAUGUCACACUUUGUAAACAACAGGCUGUCCAAAGUCCAAAUAUUUAGGCUAAAAAACAGAAACUUUACUGGAUAGAUUGUUGUACAAAGAAACCAUAAAGUAAAAAUCAGUACAAAGUAACGUUGGAGAAAACAGCAUUAGAAUCAAGUAUAGCAGGUGUUUGUGUUUAGUGAGUGGCUGUGUGAAUUUCACUGAUAAAGAAGAAGAAGAGGAGAGUUGUUGUGAGCAAAAGAGUAAGUAUCGAUAGAGGUUUUAAACAGUAAAACAAAACAAUUUGGAGAUCAGAAGGAUCAUGCAUCACAAGAGCUUUUUGUCCUUGAAACCUAUCAUCUCUUCAUUUCAAUGUAAAAUCUGAUCACUAGACUUUAGAAACACUCCGUUAAGUAAAGAGUUUUUCACUGAUUGGCCAGAGGGUGUAAAAACAUAAAUUUUGUCACAAUUUUCUGAUAGUUUAGAUGUUGUGUUUUUCGAGUUCAGAUCAAUGUUAUUGUUUUGCAAUAAAACCAAAUAACAACUUACCAGUAAUAGAAGGUAUCCUCAGAGGUCUAGUGUGGACUUUGCACCUUAACUUGACACACUAUUUGUACAGAGUUGGUGCAACAAUCCGCCAGUUCAUCUUCACUUUGGAAUCCCCCACCUCAGGUCCUUUAUUCAGUAUUAAUGUGAGUGCGCAGAUCAGGAGAGUGACGGAGAAUAGAAACACUGAAAAGAAGCCGUGUUUCUGCUGGUUCCUCUCAUUCAGCACCACGGACAGAGACACUCAGCAGCACCAUGCGCAAGCUGCUCAUGACCGUCACCAUCUUUAGUUGGUCUAUUCAAACUGCUGCGUAUGACAUGCAGACAAAGCCAAGAGUGAACCAUGGCCAUAUAUAAACUAACGAAAAAUGAAUAAUGACAAUUCGCAUUUGGUUUUAUCAACUAAGAGCAUCACUUGCAUUUAUUUUUUUCUACUUUAGUUGAAAAGAGAGUUUUCGUUUUUGUCCAACAUACCAUCAGCAUGAUGACCCUGCUGCUUCAGGGUCUGCCCCUUACAUUUCAUCUAAUCAGAAAGCCGAGGAGCUUUCAUUUUUAUUAUAUAGAAACCCGUAUGUCCUGUAAAAUACGAGGCGGUUUCUCUGAAGAGCAUACAUCAAAGAAAGGAUUUACUCUGCAGAAACUCUUCAGAUCUUCAGAUUUACAUUGUCUGAUUUCGGCUCCGUACAUCAGGCUUCAUGCUGCAGGAAUCUGAGGGCCUCUUAGAAAUGCUGCACACUGCUGCUGCUCCUCUUUCAAGGCUGUUUGGAAGUCUAUUGUUGAUUGGAAAUAGAAAUAAUUUGUCUCAUGACUGCUGAGAAAAUGAUGAGCCUCUUUUUUUCACAUCAGUGCUUUUCAGUCUGUAUCCACCUCCCCUGAAUCGUAGAGCUUGUUUUUUUAUUCUGAGUUUGUCAUAAUCAACUUAAAGCUGGGCUGACAAUAGCUGGAAAUAUUUUUCCAAAGUUCAGUUUAUUCUCCAGUGGAACAGUGGGGAGUAUUUCUCUACACACUGAGCUUUUGAAACACAAAACAGAUUUGACUCAUUUUGGACAAACCUGAAAACUCUCAGAUAAUAGUCGUUAAAGUGCCGCUAAUAUCUACCUCUUUGUGUCCCUCCAGAUAACGUCAUCAUCUACGGGAGCAGCGUUGAUGUCUUCACAACUGUAGAAAGUUUUCUUGGCCUUGGUGUUCAGGGACGUUUUAUCCAUCUUGUGCUUCUUCCUUUGAACCCGCGAGUCCCCAUCUUCAGUGACCCUGUGGUGAAGGAGGCUGUUUAUGCAACGUUGCAAAAGGCCGAAGUCCAGGUCCACCAUAACUGCCUGCUGGCUCAGAUGAACAACGGCGAGCAUCCUGAUCCUCUCACACGUGUGUCGUUCACCACGGACGCAGAGCCUCUCCAUCUGCAGUGUGGAGUAAGUUCAUGAUGCUUUUGAAAUAACUACCUCCUGAUUAGCUGUUGGUUUUUACAGACAGAAACAGUCUCCAAACAAUCGAGGGCUGCUGGCCAGGACUCUGGUGGAGCUGAAAAACUCACAAACAACGGGCUGAAUCCUCCGGCUUAUGGAUCCUGGUUUAGGAGUUAAUUUUCCUCCUGGAAGCAGACCCUGUUUGUCAAAUACAACAUUAUGUUGGUGUUUCUGUCCCAUUUUUAUUGUUUCAGGAUUCUGCUGGCUCCAUUUGUUCUGAAAUGAAGCAAAAAACACUCCAUGGAUGAUGCAUAAUUUUCGUUUUCUACUUCAUGCAUUGCUCACUGAGCCAAAUCCUGAUGGGUCAUCCAGGAUUCAACAUUAAAUGAACAUUUUAUGACACAAAAACUUAAGCAGUGUAUCUUUUAGGUCUCAAGGACAGGCAGUAUGAUUAAGAGGGAAAAUAUCACCCCUUCUUAUUGCCAGUUAAAUGCAUGAUAUAUACAGCCCUGCAAUGUCAUACUGUCAGUAUGAAUGAAGGCAUAUACAAAGAUGUCACAGAAGCAAUUCAGGAGCACUGUGAGCAGACAGGGCAAGUGUUUGUGUUACUUCUAAUCCGAUGCAGAUGAAGUUCUUAUUUAACAGAAAUUCAACAAAGAUAUCUUUCGCUGUUCUUCAUUUCUUCUCUUCAGGUGUUCAUUAAUCUGUCUAAUAAAGGAGUCGACUACGACGCCUUCAAAAGCAUCAACGACUCCUUCCUGGUCUUCGACAGCAGGCUUGUCAUAAACACCAAGUUUCAAACCAGAGAUCCAUCCAUCUCUGCUGCCGGGCCUCUCACCAAAUUCUCUCGCUGCUACCACUCAGACGAAUGGUCGCACGCCAACUUCAACUCCAAGGAGGUUGGCCAGGACUUGGCGGCCACGUUGCUGCCCCUCUUUGACCCAACGUUGGAGCCUGUAGAGCAGCAUCAGUCUGAGGACCGUCAUGUCCAUCUGUAUGAAGGAGCCAAGAUUCAAGGUCUGGUUUGAAUUUUGCAGAAACACACUUUUAACUCCUGCAUUUAAGGUUUCUGCUGCUGAACAUGCUGCAAACACACAUGUACAAACAGUAUCAUAUGUGCUUGUAUUAAUGGAUCAGUCCAUAUGGGGACUUGAAUCUAUGACCUCUUGGUUCCUGAGCCAAGUCCUGACGGAUUGAGCUUCUGUCAAACCAAAUAUUUAACAUUUCAUGGUGUUUUGAAGGUUUAUCAAAUAGAAAUUCCUCCACAUGCUUCGGCCGAGCUCAGUGAUCGAUGUGUUUUCAGCUCUGCCGUUGUACCUCCAUACUGUCGUCGGUGUCCUUCUGUCUGCAGAUGUUUUUGUCGGCUUUUAUCUGACAGGAUCUGCCAAUAUUUUUUCAUUACGCUUUCGUGGAACAUUUUGCAAUCUUUCCCCCGUCCUCUGAUGUUAUUGUGGUGGACACUCAAACCGCACCGAGGCAUAACAAUGCCGCAUUGUGCUGCCACGUAUUCAGAGAGUAACCAAGGCCACUCCACAGGUUACACGAACACAACAGCCACUCUGCUUCAUCCUCCUCUCACACACAUGAACUUUUCAGAGUGAGCAGAGCUGCCAUAUAACCGCCUGCUAUCUGAGUUCAUCACCUCGGCUCUGUUCCCUCUGUGCGAGGAUGUUAACACAGAGUAGCAUGUUAUGAGGCUGAUUUCACACUUUUUGUGCCUAUGUGUCUUUUUUUCUGAGCGCUGGAAUGAACCUUAUCUAAAAAAAAAUUUCCACUGGCGAAAGGUACAAUUUGAAACAUAAACAUGCUGGCUCCCAUGUUUGUUAAUAUUACAGUAUUAUUACAGUGGGGUUGUUUAGGUUACAUGUCAUUUGUAAGUGUUUCUGUCAAAAUCAUAGACUUUAUAUACACACCUGAUCAAAAUCUUAAGACCAGUUAAAAAAUUGCAAGAAUUUACAUUUAGCACUGUUGGACCUUAAGAUGGUUCUUAGUAGAGCUUAAAAAUGCAAAAAGAAGAAAUGGGAACAAGAGACCAAAAUCUUUGAGCAGACAAUUUAUUGAAAACAACAAGUUAACUGAAAUAGGCUGGUCAUCAGCUGAUCAAAAGUUUAAGACCACAGCCUUUAAAAGCCCAAAUCUGUGUUAAAAUUUGGAUUCCAUGUCAUUUCUUUCAAGCAAUAUUGUUUUUUGUUGAUUAUUUAUUGCACUGAAAUGUGCCUGACACUGUGGAAACUGCCGGUGAGGCAUCGGUGACGUCGCCGCACUACGCCGCCGGUCUUCCAAAAUACCACUCGACCAGCUGUGCUCCGCCUGUGCAAGUAUCUGAGUCAGCACAUACAUUUAGAUCUAUAUAGAUAUAUUCUGAUCUAUAUCUUAACUGAUAAGCACCUUUAGCAUGCAUUUGGACACUUGACCUGACCGAAUUAACACAGCUGAAACCGCAUUAAAUUAAAUAUCCAGUAAACAGUCACACAUGAUGAAGUUAACAAGAUAUUUAAUUCGUCUCCCCCUUUUUCUGUAUUCCUCGUCUUCCUUGUGCAGCUCGACUCGGACAUGUCUUUGUGUCCUCUCCCCGUCCUGCUGUUGCUGCGGCGGCUGACCAGACGAUUUAUUUUAUUGAUCAGAUGAGUUGUUUACGUAAAAAAAUAAAAGAAACUUUCAUUCAAAAUUACCUGUUUAUCUAAUGUUCUUGCAGUCUUAAAAUUCUGUAAAUAUUCAAUCCACAGUUAAGCUCACAUACGAAUAUUAUAAUAUUCAGUUUUGUGAGCCAAGUUCAUUUUAUACACGAACAUCAAUGAAAGAAAGAGCCAGGCCACAGAGCGCGAUGCGUCCUUUACGCACAGAUUGUUCCAAUUUUAAUGCCAUUAUUGGAAUUUGUUUAUGUUGUGAUCUCUGCGCGCAACCCACCUUUGUCAUGUGAGGUUUAAAUAUAUACAACUUGAUGUGAUUGUCUUUAUUUGUUGACAAGAGUGUUUGUCUUACCAGUGGGUAUAACCUGACACACACCAAAUCCCUCUGUGCUUAUUUGAAAGAGUGUCAAGGACGCCCUCCGCAGCGCUUACAGCUGCCUUCUGUCGCCAUCCUGUGGCGUUGCUGUCUUCAGGGGGGGAGAAAAAUUUAUAUUACGUGUAAAAAAUUUCUAAAGUUUGUCCACAGCUCCAUAAGGAUUGCUGGCGGAGGCGGGACUUAUGACCUAUACCGCAGCCAGUCACUAGGGUGUGCUGUUCUAAGAGUAGCUUCACCCAGCGAGGAGGCAGACUCUGUCCAUUCUAUAUACAGUCUAUGGUCACAAUGGAUGGCAGUCAGCACCACCCCUAUAAUGAGAAACUGCUGAGAGAACCUGUACGCAAGUUAGGCUAGAGUUUUCUGCAGAUGGGGCGACUCUGCAAUGCAGUUUAGCUAAUUUAGAAACUCUGACCAAGUCAUUUCUGUUGACGUGUAUUUUUAAGUUCAAGUUUCAUGUCGAUUUCUGCAGUACACAGGAUUUGAAAGAGAUGUUUCUUUCCAACCCACAGUGCAAAAAUAAAGAGAAUAAUUUAAAAAACAUACAAAAUAGUACAAUAGAGAGUAAUAUGAGGGGGUAGAGAGGGGAGAGAGUUCAGCUUUCUGACAGCCUGGUGGGUGAAGCUGUUCAUUAGUCAUGUAGAGCUGGCCCAGAGGCUCCGGUACCUUCUCUCAGAAGGCAGGAGGCUGAACAGGCUAUGCAAGGGGAGGCUGGAGUCCCUCACAGUGCUAACUGCCCUGCGGGUGAGGCGGGUGUGUAUGCAUUAAUAUCAAAUAUUUCAGCAUUAUACUGUGACAUCAGGAAGCCUGUUUGUUUUUCACACUAUUCGCAGACACGCUGUGUUCUUCACAAAGAUAUCCUGUAGUCCAUGAGUCAUUAUGCUGUAGAAAAAACACUGUUCAGUACAGAAACAGACUCUGGUUGCUGAUGGUGGACUUGACCCCAUCUGCAGUAAACUGUAGCCUAGCUUACAGUUUCAUAUAAAAUGGGCCGAACUGACCAACACCAUCAACAGCAAUUAUAAUUUUACAAAAAAUCUGACAUUUUAUUUGACCCCACAGUUUUCUCUUUUUUUUUUUACAAUUAAGAUGAAGACUUUGGCACUAAGGAUAAUCAAACAUCACUCCCACACCCUUUAUUUAACCUGUAUUGUCCCCUUCUCUCAGGUGGGAAGCUACCUGGUGGAUUUAACUACCUGCAUGUUUCCAAACCGUCAGCUACCAUUCUUCCCGACGCUCCCCUUAAACAUGUAAGCUUUCUGCUCACCGGUCUGUGAGUGGUUAUUUCUCUUUGAAAAGUGGAAUACUUGGCUGUGUUUUGAGAUUUGUGCACAUGCGUAUACAGUUUCAACUUUUCUUACUAACUUGUGCGUUUAUCCAUCAAAGUUACAGGAUAGAGGAAUUGCAACCGGACAAGCAGACACAGGAAACUAUUUCUGUAUUCACCUGGACAGCUUUGAGAUGGUGGAGUCACUCACCUGUUUGUCCCUGAAGCCCCUCCCUGUCUCCAAUUACCUGAGUCUGUAUGGGAAACACCAGCAGCUGUUGGGCCAGCUGUCCACCUUCUACUACAAGGGUCUGAUCCCUGACCUGUACAGGUGAGACAAAAACACUUCAGGGAAAUUCUGUGUUUUUUUAUUUUGCUUCUUUGAAUUUGAACACUUUAAUGGUCAAAGAUGGUAUAGGUACAAGUUGUAUGUUUAAUCUGCAUCCAGUGGUAAAAGUGAGACCUGAUCAAGAUUGGUCAUUUGAGAUGUGAGUCUUUCUCAUGUCCAUGCAGGGACAUGAAUUACCAGGUUUCUCUUUGUGCAUGUAAACGCUACAGUUUAUCCCUGUAUGAUCAAAACCAAGAUCAGGAUCAUGACUGGGGUACUUAAGUGUAUGGAAACACUAUCACUCACACAAAAUAAAGCCUUAGGUAAAUCACACUCUAAAAACCCCUCGAUUGAAAACAACCCAGCUUGUGUUGAAAAGGGACAGACUACUUAUUGGGUUGUCCAUGUUGAUUCUCAUUCAUCCAGGUUAUGGUUUUCUUGAAGACUCCAAAAUCAGGCAACUGGACUGUUCUCAACUCUACACAGUCCAGUUGCCUGAUUUUGGAGUCUUCAAGAAUACUUAUUGCGUUAUUUUGACCCAGAAUGUUGGGUUAUUCAAAUUAACCCAAAUUUUGGGUUGACUCGAUAACUCUUUUGAAGGGUCAAGUUAUCCUAAGCUUUCAGUUAAUUUGACUCAUUAUCUUGGGUUAAAUUGAAACAUGCAUUGGGGAUUUGGGGAGCUUUUUUGGGAGCUUUGCUUUUACAACCUGUACCGUCUGAGCCGGUAUGGCUUUCAGUGGUACACACGCAUGUUUAUGAGGUAGGCCAUAGUGGCAAGGGUCUUAUCUAAGGACCCACAUGGGUAGAUGUGCUUCGUCUCUUAAAGAUGUGUCUCACGCGGGAUGCGAACCACAACACCCCGACUGGGAAUUGGAUGCUCUACCCGCUGAGCUACCCCAGCCACCCAAUACAUAUUGGUCACCAGGUCACUUUAAUUGCCAUUAGAAACCAUGUAGAGCCAUUCAAACCCAACAUUAUGACCAAAUUUUUGAGUUACUCUGAGAAAAAUAAUCCAUUAUUAUUAACCCAUUAAAAUAACCCUCAAAUUGGGUUACAAUAGAAUCCAUAUGACCCAAGAAAUGGGUAUGGAUCUGCAAAAUAACCCAGUAAUUUAACUCAACACAUAAAACCCAGGGAUUGGGUUGAAGAAAUAACCCAAGAGUUUUUAGAGUGUGGAGUAACCAGCAAUUAAAUGGUAGUAAUCAUCAUAGCAAAUAUAAAACCCCUGCUAGCUACAUUAACCUGGUUAUGCAAGAUAAUCAUGUACAAUAAGAGCUUUAAUUAUCUAUUCAUCCCUCAUUUUUUAUACUUCAUUCAAGUCCAGUCCUUUAGUGCACCUAAAUGUUGUUUAAGGUUUUGUCCAUUGACGACAAGGAACCUCAACUUAUCAAAUUUUCAAAUUCAAGUGAUAAAACAGUAAAAAAAAACGUGGCUUAAAACUUGUUUUAUUGUCUUUGUAAAGUGAAUUAUGUGUUUUAAGAACAACAUGAAAAAGUUUCACUUGGAAGGAGAAAAACUCAAUCCUCUGACUUUUGUGUCCAAAAUGUUGUUGAUGUUUUUGGACGCCAUGUGCGUGUUGAAAUCUGUUGUUUGAAAAGCUGCUUGAAAAACACAACAUGCAGCCUCAUUUUUACAGGUUUUUUUCCACAUCAUUUCUUGCAGGAAUCUUUUAUAAUACUCGAACGGUGGAGGAAAACAAACACCAAAACAAACAGCUGAUAGGACAAAAGUCUUUAGAAAAUGGAGCGUUGUGAGCUACAUGAUGUCUGCUUUUAGUUUGUUGUCAACAAACAAUCAUCUUUACCAAAUCUGUCUUUUCCUCUCUGUUGGUAGGAUGAACUUCCAGAGAAAUGUUUUUGUGAUUUUGGAGAUAAAGAAAUCUGCAGGUGGUCAGUUUUCAAAAAUGACUGUUUUUAACCAAAUUUUGUGUAAAGAAGAGACACUUCCUGUGUUUUGAAUCCACUUCGAGUUUGAAAGGUAACAGUUUUCAGAAAUCUGAAAGUUUCCCAUCAUGCAUCUGCUGAUUGAUGACCUCACACGUCAAAAUGAGACAGAAGUCUGAGCAGGCGAGAGAUUUAGGCCGUCACUCUUUGUCCUCGUUCCGUCUGCGUGUUUGCAGCUCUGACUUUGCAGCGUGUGUGUGUGUGUGUGUUUUUCUGUGUGUGUGUGUGUGUCAAACAGCGGGUGACCUGCUUCUGAGGUUUCAACACAAAUGACCCUCAGAUAUGGACGUCUAUUGUCCCCCGCCUCCUAAUCUGUUUAUGCAGCUCCCCAAUCUGUCUCUGUGGAUGGUCAGGACAAAGCUGGAGCCUCAGUGCUGCAGAGACGGGUUCCUCGUCACGCCGCUCACUCAGCUGACUCGUAAAGUCAUUGUGGAGGCUGACGGAGCGUCCUGAGCCGUUAAAGUAAUUGAUUGACCGUGUGGUGGUGGGGAGUGGGGGUUCAGUGUGUGUGUAUGUGUGUGUAUGUGUGUUUGGUUCCUUUAAGAAUUUGCUGUACAAAUCCCAUCUACAGAGGUUCCUACUUUCCCUGCAGAACAGAGGAUGCUUUUUCAGACUCAAAAAAUACAAGUUACAAUAAAAGUACAACAGUAAGAAUGAAAAGUGUCAAAAUAAAAGAGAGAAGAACCUGAUUUGUCAUGGCCCAACUUUUAGACAGUUUCAGCUUCUCAGUAUACAGACUUUAUGUAGUUAGGUCCAGCAGGGUGGACCUGGGGGUUGUGUCCUCUGAAAGGUCACCUGAUAAAUCUGAGGAGGUCCUGAGAGAAUCCAUGAGCAUGAACCUGUGGAGGGCACCAAAGUGAAAAUAAAUAUCUGUGUUUCUACAGUUUCUUCAGACAGAGCUGGUGUUUGGCUAUUUACCACGACCGAUUCUCCGACUUUGAGCAGGAGCUCCUGCAGAUCACCUCGGCAAAAGUACGCACCUUCAUUUUUACUCAUCAAAGCAACAGGUUUGAUUGUGAUGUCUGAGUGUAUUUCCUGAAUUUCUGCCUGUGUGUCGCUGCAGGAUGAAGAGUCGAGGCAGGAUGAAGACGACAGUAACGUCCCUCCUCCUCAGGAAAGAUUUAAGGACGCUGAGAGUCGAGCAGCUUUGAGGAGCAGCGCUGUCAAAUAUCUGAGCUACAACCGCAACCUGCUGCCGAUGUUCGCCUGCCCGGGACAGCUGUGACAUCAGAGGUGACAUCAUCAAGUAUGUGAAAACCAGAUUAAACUGUGAAACUGAAAGCGGGUCCAUCAAAACUGAGUGUCUGUCUUCGUUGAGUUCAAUAACUAAAUGUUUUAUGUCUCGCAAACAAAUUCAGAAUAUCUAUUUACUAUUGAUCAAUUAAUGAUAGACUGUUAAUUCAUAUGGCACAAAGUCAAGGGUACAUUUCAGAGGAUGCUCUCCAUAAUAAUUAAAAUAGAUGGUCCUUUUUCUGUGUGAUUUCAUCCAGGAAACCUUGAGGUUGGCUCUCAAUGACUGGCUGUGACAAUUUCAUAUUUCUAAUAUGUAAACAAGUUAGACAUCAGGUUUGUAGUGAAGGACAUCUCAGACCAUCUCUGCGCAGUUUGCUUCAGUUUUUCAUUUUAAGAUAGUACAUCACUGCAAACUGUGGAGUUCAUUUAUUCAGUUUUCAAUUCAUAAGCAUAUUUAAUAUUUAUAAUAACAAUGAUAAGUAAUACUAAAGGAAUGGUCCAUAAUGGGUUACGGUGCUGUAUCUGAGCAUAUGGCAUCAUCCAAUUAGAGAAACUUAAUAAGAUGAACGGGAUAACCAGGUGGAGCACCAGCCACGGCUUACGAGAACAGUAUUGAUCGACUUUUUUAAUUGUGAAAAUUUGACAAAUGGAGGAUCAAACUUACAAAGCAUGCAUCACGGGAGGUUCUUGUCUUCAUAGUCAGUUAAAAAAAGGAAGCAUGUCAACCUAUGUCUGACCGCUUGAUAUCUCAAAAUAUUCUCAUUUCUACACACUGAACCUUAAGUACAGCAACAGAGUACUUUUAAAGGAACAGUACACAGCUUUUACACACGAACAUGUUAUUAGAGUACUUCAUAUUCAAAGUAACAGAUUUACAGUCUCUCAUCUACAGUUUUUAAAUGUGCGGCUAGCAUUUAAACUGAGAUUAGUGGUUUUUUUUCAGUUUCAAGAUUUGUUGUUUGUUUGUGCGCUUUUUUAAUAAAAACACAGGUUGUCAAUGAUUUAAAAACCACCAAACUUUGUUUUUUAACAGCUCCCAAAACUAAACUUCAUAUUCAUGCUGCACUUCUGUGGGCAAAGCACAAACUUCUGCUCUUCAUAUCAAUCACAAAUCAGGGAAAUCCCCAGAACUAGGGCCACUUUACAGCCUGUUUACUCUGACUGAAUAUGGUCUCUUUGUACUGAAGAUCCAUCCUCACUCCAAUUAAAAUGAAAUAUUGAUCAUUCAUUACGAGCACAAUAAAAAUUUAAUUGAGUUUAUUGUGUUUUUACAUGCGCAGACAUCCUCUCUAUAAUGUGCCAACUGUAACUGAGUCUGAACUCUCCCCUCAGUGACUCUGCAGCAGCGUGACCAAUCACAGGGCUCACAGCGGCUGGAGAUGAAAGCUCAGAGAGGAGGGGGGAGGAAGGAGGAGGGGGAGGGUGUCACUAUACAGCUGUAUGUUAAUGAGGCCGAGCUGAGGCCUGUCAGGAAAAUAACCGCACUCACAACAACAUAUGUCUGCACCUACAAACAGCCAACAGGCUGACACACACACACACACACACACACACACACACACACGAACACACGUCCCGCUGGUGUCUGAGUGUAAAGUCAGAUAAUAUUGGAUUCCUGAUUGGUCGGAUUUUAAAGGUUAUUAAUUUAAGACUGUAAAUGAGCCUUAGCUCUAAACCCAAACUCUGAUUUAUCCCAAAGACUUUUAGAUCUGAAAUAAACUGAAACUUAAAGCUGAGAUCAACAAUCAUUUAAUCAACAAGUCUUAGUUAAUAUCAUAGGAGCUGAUUGUCUUUAUUCAUCUCACUGCUGGAAGUCAAUGCUGUGUUUUUUUGUGUUUUGUGAACAUUUUCCUUUCCCCCUGUGAAUCAAUAAUGCGCUUCAUACCUGUAUAUGUACAGGAUCUGUGAAAGAAAAUUUCCCAGAAGGGACAAGAAACUAAUUAAAAACAUUUGAUAGCUAGUAUCUGUGACAGUGUUCUCCAGUAUAAGUGAGGGAUAGGCUGUAACUUAUUUGCACCUCCUGGUCUUUAAUCCUGCUAUAAUGUUCUCAGAUUCUAUUUUAUGAGUAAUAAGAUGUUUUAAUUAGGAUGUUACUUGUUGGUUUGACCCCAUUAAUACAAGUUUGGCCAAUUUCUUAAACUAAAAACAGAAAUUACAGCUACCAUUGAAACAUGUAAUUAGAUAAACGUUUGCAUAAAUGUAGGUCUUCAACAGAGAAUGAAACCAGCACAAAUAAAGACAAAAAAAAAUUGUUUAACAUAAGUUACCAGGCGAGCGUAGACUAAGACGUUACAGUAAGUCCUCACAGACCUGCUUCAGUUUCAGCUUUUUCUUUUCAUUACAGUUAAAAACCUGAAAUUCUGUCUGUUCCUUCAUUUCAGUAAUGAGUGUCUGACAGUAAUUAACCUUUCACUAAGAUUUAGUCAGUGCAGUUUAUUCAUACGGCACGUCUCACCGACUGAAGUCACAAAGUGCUUUUUCUUCAUUUUGCUCCUAAACAGUUUCCUCUCUCUUCUCCUCGACUUCUGAUUCCACUUUUUUAAUCCUUCAAUUUUCACAGAAAUCCUAAAAAAAAUUCCUCUCACACCAAGAUUAAUCCAGCCUCUUCAAGCCUCCUUAUUUUGGCACUUUUUAUAAAUGUGUGACAUAGAAGGUUGUCGUUUAAUAAUGAAGGAAUAUCACAUUUGAUAAAAUGUUAUUCAGAAAUAAGCCUGUUUGGGGCCAGAAACAGGUUGAAUUACAAUUGAAAUGAAUCAUUAAUUUAAUAUGUAAAAUAGAAUCACAACCAUCCCCAACCCCCAAAAAUAAAUUGAUAGCAGCCUUCAUUUAAAAUAUUAUUGGGACACUCACAGAGAUGACCAAAAGAUGAAAAACACAAAUCAAAUAACAAAAACCAGACUCAGUGAGGGCCUUUAAAUUACAAACAGAGCAAAAAUACUCCAUCAAAAAGUCUAAAUUUUACUUAUGUUAAAUAAUUGAAAUGGUAAAAACCGAAGCACUUGAGUUACACAAUUACAAACAGGGUUUAGGUUUCAAAUAAAACAUCCCCUGACUUGAAGAAGCUGCUGUAACUUCUUCCUGGAGUCCAGACAAAAUCAAGAUUUUUUUCAGUUUAGACAAAAUGCUGCAUGUUUGAGGAAUAUCUCUAAUAAACCUUGUCAAAGAAAUACAAAGUUCUUCCUCGUUUCAGUUUGGAGGUCAUUUAAAUUAUUUUGUAAUUAAGCGUACACUUCUUUACUGAUAAAGCAGUUUUAAAAACAUCUAAGUUUCAACUAAUGGAUAAAAUAGUCAUGUGUUGUUGUUCUGCUCAAAGUUUGAACAAUAAAAGUUUCAUCAGUUUGUCAGAUAUAUGAGGUUAUAACAUCUGAAACCUGCAGACACUCUCCUCCUCAGUCCGGACAGACUCACCUCCUGCUGACCCGGGUCAGCUGUGACCUGCAGGAUUUGGGUUUUUCUGUGUUUUGAACCCGCAGAUAAUCUCGGUUUGCCCCAUUUGGAGACUCAGAAAAAGGCGCUCUGAUUACGCACAGCACGCGCCGACGGUAUCUGGGGGCCAGAUUGCUUUUUAGGGGCCCCCACUUCUUCUUCUUCCCCCCCUUUUUUUUCAACUGUGCAAUUUCCUUUUCAAUCACGGCGGCUCUACAGCUUGCACAAGCGCGGCCAUUGUGAUGCAAAGCAGGAAGCCCUCCUCUCGCUAUUAAUUAUGUAUGCGCGAAAUGACGGAUUCAUAUGUCCGGAGUUAACUGUCACGCCAGCGCACAUGCUGCUCGGCCUCAGAGGUUGGAGAUGUUACUGUUAUUUCAACUGUUUGUUUAUAUUGAAUGCUGGAGAUUGGCGCGUUGGAGCCCAUUGUUCCGUGCGUAAAAACGACUUUUAGUUCAAAAUUUCUUGUCUUAUUUUUUGUCAUAGAAGCCUUUUAAUGUUUAGAGUUUAAAAUCUGCCAUGAAGAAGUUAAAUUAGGAGUAAAAUAAAGGAUUUAAGCUGCUUCUCUGCCAGUUUUCUCAAUAACUGGAUCUAAUUUUCAUCCAUUCGCUGUUGCAUUUCAUUUUUCAUUUUUCAUCUUUUAACUUUAAACUUUUCCUCCUCGUUAUUUUUCCCUGAUAACUUUUCCUCCACGGAUGUUUCCUUUGGACAAAUCACUGCCCCCUCCAUCCAAAGGAGACAUAAAGCCGAGGCACGUGUAGAUUUCUAUACAAACUCAUCAGACCGUAAAAGCAGGAGGCUCCUGGCGUGUGCCCGGGUCGAGACGAGGGGGGGUGAGGGGGAGAGUGUGUGUGUGUGUGUGUGUGUGUGUGUGUGUGUGAGUGAGUAAGGGAGGGUGAAAUACAAUAAAACCCUCAGGUACAUCUGCUUUGCAAUCUGCAAAUCCCCCCCUCCAACCUCCUCCUCCUCCCCUCCAUCAGCCUCUCCAUCCUCCCACACCCUCUCCCCAAAUCCACCAGGGACCUGAGCAGCCUCUGAUUGGUUAGAGAUGAGGCAACAAGGGGGGACGGGAACAAUGUCAUCAUGUCGCCUUAAAAAGAGUGCAGCUAUGUGGUGGUGAAAGCAGAACAGAGGAGAAGAAAAGCGGAUCAGCAGCAGAAAGGAAAACCACAACAAAAGACGCUUCAGAUGUUUGUGAGCGCGCGCGGCUGAACGUGGAUUCCUCCUCCUCCAAAGUGCCUUCAGCUUUCCGUCCAGCGCGAACAUGCCGAGAGGAUUUUUGGUGAAAAGGAACAAGAAAACCAACCCGGUGUCCUACCGGGUCCGCUCAGAGGAGGAGGACGCGGAGCCAACAGCGGCUGAUGCGCUCCCGCCCUCUUCUGCCGUGCCUCUCUCCUACGGUCCGGUGCGCGCACAGACGCCGACGCCCACCUGCGGGGCGGCGGCUCCGGAGCAGGACGCCAAACCGGUGCAGUUUGGAAACCCGGAGGCGGUGUACCAAGCACUCUACAGCCCCACCCGCCCCGUCAGCCAGGACCAUGACCGCUCCUACUUCGAGAGGCGCUUCAACCUCGGUUCACCGGUCACCGCGGAGUCCUUCCCCACACCAGCAGCGCUCACCGCUUUGGAUCACCUCUACGCCCCCGUGGACCUGAAGAUCGGCUCCAGCAACAGCAACCGCACCGGCACCACCAGCAGCACCGCCUCUUCAUCCAUUGGAACGCUCCCUACAGCCGGGACCAAACGGCCCUCCAGCGACUCGGAGCGCAAAGGCAAACCCGCGUCCAAGAAAACCAAAGCUAUCCGGAAACUGCACUUUGAGGAUGAUGUCACCACGUCCCCGGUGCUCGGGCUCAAAAUCAAAGAGGCGCCGGUGGAGCAGAAGGCGGUGAGGGCGCAGCCGGCCGGGGGAGACAACAACCACCCUCUGGGGGAGUUUGUGUGCCAGCUGUGCCGGGAGGCGUACGCAGAUCCCUUUGCUCUGGCGCAGCACAAGUGCUCGAGGAUAGUGCGGGUCGAGUACAGGUGUCCCGAGUGUGACAAGGUGUUCAGCUGCCCGGCUAACCUGGCGUCUCACCGGCGGUGGCACAAACCGAAGCAGCAGAGCAGCUCCUCCGGGGCGCAGCAUUUGGAGAGCGAGAAGGCUGCGGGGUCCGUGAAGACAGCGGACGAAGCGAAGGAUUGUAGUGACAGGGACACACCCAGCCCGGGACCGUCCGAGUCCGGCUCAGAGGAGGGGCUGUAUGAUUGUACCCACUGUGGGAAAAAGUUUAAGCGUCAAGCGUACCUGCGGAAGCACCUGGCUUCUCAACACGGCUCUCCAAAGCAGCCCGUGGAGGACGAGGACGCGCCGGGCUGCGAGCAGAGCGCGGCGCCGCUCAACCUGAGCGCCUCCACCUGCCACCUGUGCCCGGUCUGCGGGGAGAAUUUCUCCAACAGAGGCAGCCAGGAGCGACACAUCCGCCUGCUGCACUCCUCGCAGGUCUACCCUUGCAAAUACUGCCCCGCCAUCUUUUACAGCUCCCCGGGACUCACCAGACACAUCAACAAAUGCCACCCAUCCGAGAACCGGCAGGUGAUCCUGCUGCAGAUGCCGCUCCGUCCGGCGUGCUGAUCCGGGACUAUGGGCUCCAUUUACACCUUCAGUAAGCAAGGCAGCAGAGUCCAGACUGAAUUUAGGGUUACACUGCAAAAACACCGGACUACUGAUGACAUUUGUAAAGGUUUUAGCUCAAGUUUACACUCUUUUUUAAAUGAGGUGAAAAAUAUAAGAUAGAAUCUGUUACUCUGACUGUACUCCUCAACUCUGGUGAAGAAUCAUAAAAUUAUCCCAGCAGUUGUUGUUUUAAGAUUGAAGACUCUAAACUCCAAUUCAACAGUGUUGGAGCAUUUGCACAAAGUGCACAAAGUUAACAAAGGAUAAACUCUAUUUUUUUGGCACAUUUUGCUACUAAUUGAAGUCAAGAGAUAAAAAAAAGCAGAGCUUGGAAAAUGACUGCUCAUUGAUUGGAAUAUUAUCAGAGAACAUUAAAACCAAGACUAGCUUUUGUGCUCUAAGAUGACCUGUACAAAUGUUUUUGCAGUGUAAUUCCUCCCGAAAACACAGAUGACUCAUGCAUUAACCCUCAAAGUCAGAGGUCAGCCCCUUCACCUGCAGCUGCAGUGCUUUUCUUGUAGACACUCCAGCAGGCCCUCUGAUGACCUUUCACCCCUCCUUUAAAUCCUCUCUGACAUCAUGUUUUGGACACUUAGACUGUUAAUUUAUUUUUCUAGCAUCUCUGCACAAGUGCUAUUAGCUUCUAGACCUAAGAGAGGGGGCGGCCUGCAGCAGGUGAACCCACCUGGCAGGCCUGAGAGGAGCGAGUAUCUCAUCACUCUGAUUAGCUUUAAACUAGCUGGUGGAUCUGUGGAUCGGUAGCUGUUCUGAAAACAGAGUAAAAUAAAAACUAGUGUAGCCGGUAAUGCCUUUGGAUUAGAAACUCCUGCUGUAAAACUGCCUUAAACUCACUGAUUGUUCUUAUUUAUCACAGGCUGGGUUCAUUAUUAUUAUUAUUAUUAUUAUUAUUGUUUUCUACAAAGCCUUCUGUAUUACCACUUUACAGUAUAUUCUGCUCUUUUAUUUAUUUAUGUAUUUAUUAAAUUAUUUGUGUAAAUUAUUGCUCUGUGUGCUCUCAGUGAUCUGUUGCUGUUUUUUUUCACAUGUAGCCAAAUUUUAUUUCCUUUUAAUUUAUAUAAAAACGUCUGGAUAUGAAUGUGUGCGAGAGGACGGCGUGUUAAAGUGACUUCAUAGCAAUCGAUGAGUUUUAUCAGCCGCUCUUGAAUAAUAAAAACUGAAUGCAAUCAUGGUUUUGUUUCAUUUUUUUGUAUUUAUUUUGUUUCUGAUUUUUGUAACUGUUAGCUCUUAUACUGCUUUGGAUGUUUCUGCAGUAUUUUGCUAAAUGUCCAAAUAUAAUAAACCAAACUGAGAAACACUUUUUACGUUGUCCUGAUUUUGUCUUCUAGAUGAUUUCAGCUUUAUGUUCAAACAGAGUUAGUUUAACAGCUUGACUUGUGCAAAAAAAAGGCUAAGAUCACAUAAACUAGGACUUCAUCCAAAAGUUUAGAUAUAAACCUCCCUAGCCCACCCCCAAACAAACUACGAAAAGAUGAUAAAACUUCAAGCUGGAGAUAAACACCCAAAAAAAAAAUCCAACUCCACAUUACUAAUGUGGAGUUGGAUUUGUUUUAGGGGCUAAAAUAAUUUCUCUUUUUAGAAAAGAAAUGAAGUGUCAAAAACAAGUUCCCAUGUACAACCGAAAUCUAAUAAGAGAUACUGUUUAAAACACUGAUAAAACAGAUUUCAACAGUUUGUAUUGUACUUAAAAAGCCCAUGUUCGAUUGAAAAUAGGGCCAAUACAACUGAUCAAAUGUUGAAAGUGAAAGAUUUAGUUGUUCUAUCUCCUCGUUUUAAAUUAGAUGUCAGCAACAUGUUUCUAAAAAGUUCUUAGAGAAACAACCAAACAGGUAAAAGGUUGUGUAAUGUUAGAUAAACAUUUCCAAUUAAUGUGGUUAAUGUCCAGGUUAGGUUAGCGGUUAGAAACAUGACUGGGUAUAAAAAGGACAUUCAGAGAGGUUGAGUCUUUCAGAAGGAAAGAUGGGAAGAGAUUUACCACUUUGUGAGAGACUGCGUGAGCUAACAAUUUCAGAAUAAGAAUGAGUGGAUUUCAUCAUCUACAUUAGAAAUCAUUAAAAGAUUGAGAGAAUCUGGAGAAAUCUCUGUACAUAGGGGACAAGGACCAAAACCACGACUGGAUGGUUCUAAUCUUCAGCCCCUCAGGCAGCACUGCAUUAAAAACAGACAGGACUCUGGAGUGGAAAUCACUGCAUUGACUCAAAAUCAACACAGAUCAUCACUGCAUCCACAAAUGAGGUUAGAACUGAACCAAUGCAAAGAGAAAACCAGGUAGAUACAGGAUCCUGUUCUUUAGUCUGUAAAACCAAAAUUUGACAUUCUUCUUGGAAACCAUGGAUGCUGUUUGUAACUGAAUAUAAAGAUCAUCCAAAAAAGCCAGAGACCUCUUAGAGCCCAUUGAAGAUGGACUGAGGAGAAGAAGAAACUGUCCUUUAGACUGUCAAAAUAAAAAUUUGACAUUCUUUUUGGAAAUCACAGAUAACCGUAACACACAGACUAACAGCUGGAAAAGUUGAGUGUGACCAUGAGCAGAUUUUAUCUUGGCCAACCUUUGCUCUAGUAAACCCUGCUUUAGCCAAAGAGGUCACUCUCUACGAUAACUCAAAAACCAUAUCUAAGUAUCUUGAAAGCCGUUGUGUUGAUGUUGUACAUGCCUACAUCUAGGGUGUAUCAUAGUGCAAUAGGGAGAGGGGGGGUAAUUUUUUACAAAUGGAAACUAUGCAAUGGAAAUAUAGACAGCCAGUGUCUGUAUUUCCAUGGCAUACAGAUUAACAUGAUAAAGACUUAAAGAUGAACAGAUAAAGUUUGGUUUCCACCAUCUACUGUAAAUAUUUGCUUAACAGGACAACGCUCGUGUCCACGCUGUUAGAAUGAACAGAACUACUUUUACAUAAUUUCUUAAUCUGAUAGAAAAUUCAUCGCCGGCUUCUCCUGCAGUCUCUGAUGCUUUUUGGUCUCCUACAAUAAUGCAGAUACUGUCCACUGUCUUUAACAGGGGUCAGAGGUCAGGUCAGGAGUCAGCUGCAGGUCAACACUCAACAGAACAUUUCUGCAUCUGAAAGACAUUCCUGCAGUCUUUCUUCCCUUUGUCCCGCUGCUCUUUCAGCCUUUACAAACACUGAUAUACUGCCGACAGCAGCACAGAGGUCACCCUCUCUGUAGCGCCUUUACAGUAGGACCGCAUUUCUUCACUGGCUUUGUUGAAGGGAUUCAAACCGGGUUAUGACUUCCGAUCAAAACCAUUUCGCUGAUCAUUUUAGUGAAGAAAGAUCACUGAGAAGAAAAGCCUGUUGGAAUGCAGGUAUCACUAACAAUCACUCUCUAUCUAAACUCUUACUCAGUGUACUUCUACAUUUUUCAAGCUUAGAUAUUUCAGUUUUGUGGCAGGACGAUGUUAAAUAUGUCAAACAACCAAUUCCCCCAAAUGUGCUGUUAUACACAUGUAUUGUGUUUGUAGCUGUUAAAUUGGCAACUAAAAUGUGUUUAGUAUCAUGAGGGAAAAUGUGACAAAUGUAAUGGGGCGUUCACACCAAGCACGAGUAUAGAUGCAGGAAUGAUUAAUAUUUACUUGCUUCAUUCACCUCAGCGGUAAUCCCUGCCAAUUAGGCCUGUCACGAUAACAAAUUUUGCUGGACGAUAAUUGUGCUACAAAUUAUUGCCGAUAAACGAUAUUAUUGACACCGUUUUUCAAAUUAUAGAUAAUGAUAUUAAAUGGCAUAAUAAUGCGAGUACACCCUGUCAAAAGUGAUAAACUUUAAUUUCACCCACGACGAAGACGUAACGUUGACGAGCUAAACAUAAGUCGGAGAUUACUAAAAUGUGACGAGACGAAAGUGCGUUUACGUUGAUGGGACGAGACGAAAAUGACGAACAGAGUUGCAAAACUCAGUCAGUUAAACGCUGAACAUAUAGGAGCAGCUUCAGUCCGCUCUGACAGCUCUCAUCAGCCUGCUGUGCUCCUCCAACACACAGACACACGCGCGCGCACACACACACGUGGAGUUUUGUGGUUGACGAAAACAAAACUGGUUUAAAGCCGAAAUAUUCCCACACUUGGGCUGUUGCGUUCGGUUUAGACACCAAAGCUGUCGUGUUCAUUCUGUUUGCUUGCUUUUCACUCACGACGCUCACUUGCAGCACUUUAUCCAAAAGUCUGUGUGCCUGUGCGCGCCUACGUGUACCUGUGCGCGCGCCCCCCCGUGACAAAGAUACUGAAUGACUGACAGGAGGGUUCACUAACUCCGUUCAUUCCGCUAUAGAGCCAACGCCCCCAGGUGCCGAGAACAAUGCGCAGAGUGAGACCUCUUCUCUCAUCCAGCGUGUUUGGUAGCGAGAGAGGAGGAAAACAAACGCACGUCAAUUAUCGAGGCUGGCAAAAUGACCGACCUCGUUUUUAUUUACCGAGCGAUAAGGCGAUUUAUUGAUUAUCGCGACAGGCCUACUGCCAAUUCAACCAGCGGAAUCAAGUGAUAGACGAAGGUUUUUUACAAUUUACCAGGUAAUCCGACCUCCUCACUCACUUUCCUUCAGACGAGCUCCUUUUUAUUCUGGUUUUGGUAAUUGAAAGAAAAGGUAUCGUACAAUUCGGGGCACUCACACACCGACACAAUAGUUUGUCCUCCAUUUUAGAUAACAGUGAACGACAUCUGUUUUCAUUGGCCACCCGGCAACCUUCUGCUCAUAUGUUAUGGCGAUGCAAAUAUCCAUUCAAGUUGAGACAUUUACAGCUCCUGCCCAAUUCGCGUUAUUUGUGCCACCAGAGUAGUAGGAGUGUCUAAUCGUGUGUUUGCAUUGACUUGACAUGUAAUUUAUUUGUGCGAGUGAUUUUACUCACGCUUGGUGUGUAGAGGAAGUUAUAAUUGUCCCCGGUUUCCCCUAAUAAUUAUAAGUAGAAGCUGUAAAAUGAAGAAACACUUUUAAUUGAGGACUUUUAAAGAAAAAAGUCAAAUGGAGUAAAAUUUGUUUUCUCACCUUCACCUUUAAACCCUCAUUACACUGUUACUUUCUCCCUGUGUCUAACUGUUUACACACACAAACACAGACACACACACAUAGAGGUAGGCCAUCAGUCUGCAUUCUGCCUCCUUGUGUGGCUCUGACAGGUGUAAGCCAGCUGGGGAGCAGACUGCAGAUAAGAGCUGCAGAUAACACACACACACACACACAGACACACACACACACACACACACACACAGUGUAUAAUGGAGCACCACUGCAGUGUUUCCACAGAAAUAAAGAGAAUCGAGUCUAAAGAAGAGAAAGCAGCAGCUGCAGGACCGAAGAAACAGGAACAUGUUGCACAGCUGAGCUCCAUCGGCCUGUUAAAUUCAUUUAAUCUGUUUAGAGCAUUGCUUUAUGACUUUAUACCUGCAAAACUGACAUUCACAUCAACACAAUCUGCAGGAUUAGUCUGGUAUAGGUGCAGAAAUGUAAUUCUGAAAAACAGCCUGAACCUGACGAAUUAACACCUGCACAGAGAGACAAACAAACACAUUUAUUGAUGCAAAAUCAUGAUAGAUUAUUACCUUAAUGUUCUACAUCAGAUAUGUUUUUAUGAAAGGGUUCAGCUGUGAGACUAUUUGCGUACGUGAGAGAGAGAAAGAGAGAGUGUGUGUGUGUGUGUGUGUGUGUGUGUGUGUGUGUGUGUGUGUGUGUGUGUGUGUGUGUGUGUGUGUGUUGUGGUCUCUGCUGCUGUUUUCUUCAUGUCAGACAACUUGUUAUCAGACACGAAAGCAACACAAUGUGAUUGAAUUUGUCCGGUUUAAUCAGACAGUCACUGCUCUCUAAUGCUGUUAGCUCAGGACAGGAGUAAUGUUACAACCUGUGUGUGUAUGUGUGUGUGUGUGUGUUUACCAGCAGCAUGUGAACGUAUACAGAAGACUAACGACAGCAUUUGUUGAUUUAAAGCUCUAAUUUCGAUGUUUUAUUAUUCCUCAGUGAUCUGCUCCAUUAGAUUCAGAAUAAAAAAUGCACUUUUAUUUCUUUUGCAGCAGCAUCACUCAGCACCAAUAAAAACAUCGGGAGGUUCUGAUCAGUGCGAAUUCUUUAUUCUGCAUCAAGCACUGUGAAGCUAAACAGCAAAUGAAGCCACAAUAACCUUUUCAGAUAGACACACUGGGUUUCAACUUCAUGUAGACAUCAAUUCAAAAUAACCCUAUCACAGUCAGACAUUUUCCUCUUUCAUAGCUUAUCCUCUGUCUCAAAAAGUGCACAUUAAUGAUGCACCUUCAAUCCUGCUUUGAUAUAAAAGUCACAUCUUAUGCUGCGUUCCAGUUGUACUCGGAAGUCAGAAUCUCUGAGCUCCAAGUCAGAAAUUUAUCUGGAACGCUCCCCUCAGAGUUGGAUUCUGACUUAGAAAGUCGGUUGAUCCUCACCAACCCCAACUAGACAGCAACGUCAUAAUCCAAGAUGGCAGUGCAGUGCGUCAACAGCAAAGAUUAACAGUGAAAACUCUCACAGAGGCGGAGUCAGGGAGUUGCACAAAGUUAAUUUUGAGAGUUUAUCGGGUCGGAUCAAGUGUCUUUUACACGCUUCUAACUCAGUAAGUCCACGUGACACAAACUCAAAACUUCCGUAAAAAACCACAGACAUUUGAAGGAUUUUGUAAACUUCCACGGACAAAGCCAGACAGCCUGGACAGCCGGGGACAUGUCCGGGUAAAACAGGACAUAUGGUCACCUUAAUUGAUCUUGUAUCAAUUAAAACUUGAAAAAUCUGCAGCUCUGAGACCGGAAUCAGUCCUGACUAGCUAUGCUUCAGUUGUAUGUGACAGUCGCCCGUGUCAGCUGCUAACUGUAGCUGAUGAAGGAUGAAUCUGGGGCCUCCUGCUCAUUCGUAGCAUCUAUGCUAAAUGCAUGGUGGGUGCUGUAAAUCUGACUUUGGCUGCUGUAACACAAAAUGCUGGACAACUCCCGGCACCUUGCCAAAUGUCUCAGAACCCCCUCCCCGGGGAUGUAAGCAUUACCCAGAAUGCAGUGCUAUAAUCUGCCUGAGUCUUUGUUGUGGACAUGCGUUGUAAUGCAGUUGCCAUCAUCAUCUGCUGCAAACAACAUUGAGCGAUUUCAUUAUCAGCUAAGACUGAAAUCCAGCUCGAACUGGUUGUGGUUUACUUAGGAGUCAUCAGUGAAGUCCCCACCGUGUUCUGGAGCCUUCGUCUCUUGCAAAAGAGACUGGUCAUGGUUCGGGUUCGACUUGUGGAUCAGCUGCUCAGACUCCUAACUUUAAACUGUCCAAUAGGGCAACAUCCAACCUCCCCACUGUUUUCCACAGCACACAUUAUCACUCAUCCGAGGAGACCUUCUCUUAGUUUGGAGGAAAGAGUCUAGAUGUGUUGAUGGUUGCAUCAGACAGAUCUUUGGGAUAUUCUCUCCCACCUCACUUUGAAUCUUCCUCCUCCUCCUCUUCUUCCUCUUCCUCCCUGAGCUGCUGCACGCGCCUCCUCUUAUCUCUGACACACUCAAACAAAGAGGAAAAGAAAGAGAAAGGGCAGGAGCAGACAGAGUAAACACGACCUCAGCGCCUCGCUGCGUGGGCCGGGGGAAGUCAAACAAAGCUCUGGGGCGUUUUCCAGACCGGCAGGUGUUGGUGUCAGAGGCAGGCGAAUGUGGCGUGUUUUGGAGAGUCAACAAGCAGAAAGCGAGGAGAAGAAGAAGAAAGCCACACAAACAGAGAAAAGGCAUGUAAAGAGAAGAUUUAAAUGAAGCUAUGGACACCUAGAAAGUGUUCAUGGCUGAACUGACCUCUGCUCACCCUGCAUCAGGGCGUCAACGUUUAAGUUUCAUCAUUUUCGGCCAAAAACUAACAUUUUACCUGGAUAUUUUAGAUGUAUACCUGGUAUACAUCUGGGCUAUGAAUGUUUUUCUGAUUCAAUGACAUAACUUUGGCGUGUUUUCAAGGACCAAUUCAGGAUUUUUUCAAGACCUAAAAGUAGAAAUGGAAGUGGAAAUUACAUUAUUGCACAGAAAGACAUCAGAGUCAUAAAAACAAAAAGAAAGCGAUGAGUCUGUAGAAAUGAUCUCUGUGCUACUUGGUUGUGUCAUGGAAACAAAAGUGUACUGUAUAUCCUCGCUGAGUGGUGCGUAAUAUAAUAACUUUAUUUGGUUUGGCUGCCUGUGUGAUAUUUAACCUGCAGCUCUUCUCUUCCUUUCCUGUAUCUCAUUUUCUCUCUGGUCUGGUCUUAGCAUCAGGUCUCUGUAAACAGGCUGAAAUGUUAGUGCGCUGUGUUCGCAGCGGUGACGUGGUUUCUGAGGUCAGGCUUUGCAGAUGACCGUCGAUCAGCUUUACAGGAUCCAGCUGGCUUUGAUACACAUCUCCCCUCUGAUUAGCAGAGCUCAGCUCAAACCUUAAUCGCCUUGUUGACUUGAAAAGCUCUCAAAGUGGGAAAGCUAAUUAACUCAACCCGCUGCACAGAGGAGGGAGGGAGGUAACAGAGAGGGGUUCGAGUUAGGCUGCUGUUUCUGAUGUCACCAUCUACAUUUAUAUCAUCCAACAUCAAAACCUGUGAUAGAAACAUCUCAGUCCACUUUUCUGUCUGAGGAUAAGCAGACGUUAGUAGUGAUGUGCAGCGUGACUGUUACAGUGACAUGGUUAGCUCCAGUGUUUACAGUCAAGAGAGGAAAUAGAUGAAGUGUUGUAGAGAGAGGUUUAAGGUGAGGGACUGAAAUGUUCAUGAAACUCUGACUGCGUGGCUAAGACUUAUGCUGCGUUCCAGUUGUACUCAGAAGUCGGAAAUUAAUCUGGAAAGCCCUCCUGAAGUCAGAUUUCUGACUCGGAAAGUUGGACGAUCCUCACCAACCCCGACUUGACAUCAACGUCAUAAUCCAAGAUGGCAGUGCAGUGCAUCAACAAUAAUUAAUAACAGUGAAAACUCUCAUUUUGUAUUAUUUAUUAGCACUUCUGUUUAGUUUUUGUGACAUUGAAUAAGUGGUAUAUGUUUUACUGCCCAACAUCUAACUGUGAACACGGUGCUAUGGUGUUUGUAAGAGUAAAAUACUGUGUUAUGCAUUGUUUACAACUGGUAUCGCUAACAACAAUUUAGAACCGCUGACAACAGCUGACCAGUGUAAACAGCAGCUAACAACGGGUAGCUGUAGGCGUCCAUCUUGGUUUUCUGACUUGUUUACUGGAACGCCGUCAACUCGGAUGUAACGUCAUUCCCAGCGCCGACAUCUGACUUCCGAGGUAACUGGAUUGCAGCAUUAGACUCAGUUUGGCUGUCACAGUCGAUGUUGAAGCUCUCUGGUUUGUCCUUUUGGUGAAGAUGUGCGCCUCCUGCAGAAAUGGACAGUCUGGACUUGAUACCAACUCAGAUUAUCAACCAUGGGAGUCAAAUUGUCUUCCUCCUGCUUUUGCUCUCCAUAGAGACUGUUAAGAGUUUUAUCUCAUUGUGUCCUUCAUAAAGUUUAUCGUUGUCUAAAUUUGGCCACUCAGAAACUCGGCAGACACUGAAAAAGAAAUAUAAUCCAGUUUUAUAUCCAGAGAGCAGUAUGUAGGUAUCUUUUUUCUUCUAGAUAUGCUGUUGAGACCACAGGCUGAAAUUGAAUCUCUCUCAUUAAAUCUUCUGAACCCUUCCUCUCAGUCUGUUUUCGGCACACUAAACUGUGUAUUUGCACCAGGCUGCAGGUACGUCAGAUUCAGAUGCUGCUGCUGUUGCUGUCUGCACUCUGCUGCACAAACGCCCUGCAGACGCUCACGGUGGAAACUGAGAAACAGAUUUUUGCAUCUGCUGCGGUUGAAAGCACACGUCUGUUCUGUAAUUCCCAAAAUCCUGCAGAACAUCGGUGUUCUGUAAGCUUUUGUUCACAGGGCUGAGGUAAUGGGUGGGGCAGGGGGGGGUUGGGGUAAAGUGGUGGGGGGUGUGCAGCUGAUUUGAGGGCCCUGGCGAACACAAAGGGGCCAGGACCUCCUCCACACAUGCCCCGCACAAUGCCUCGGUCCUAAUGCUUGUAAAUCUAUUCACACAUCCAGAGGCCACAGAUAAUAACAAGCUGUUCAGAAUGAAUCUCUAAUGAGCAGACCGGAGCCGGCUCUCCACUGGAAACCUGAUUCUGCUCAUGCACAGAUCCUGUUUCACACUCAGAACAGAACAGACUGUUUAGCAUCGAUGCAGACAUGUGUGCAUUAUACCGAGAUCCCAUAACGUUACAUAAACCGGAGAGCAGCGUGGAGCAGACAGACAGACGACCCGCCUACAAAGGAAUCUGAGCAUUUGACAAGAACUGAUUUAAGUAGAAGAGGAACUGUAUUUCUGCUCUGUCACAGCUGUGUCAUGUUUGAGCACUCACUGUCAAUCCUACCGUUAAUGUCCUUUUAAUCUACCGCUAGAUGGUUUGUCUGAGGUUGUUGAGAAGCUUCAUAUAGGUUUUUCUGAUUUUAUAGGUUGGUAACCUUUAAUGCAGGAUAUCGAUUUUUUUGGACCAAGAACAACAACCUACUUUUGAUGACCAAAACUGAUAGAUAACCAACUCUGGAUUUACAUGUCUGUUUCUGAAAACAUGUCAUUUAUGCACAACUGAGGGAAGACAGGAUAAGAUUUAGUGAGCGUACGGUAUUUCAAUCUGUCAGUGUUUCCUUGUGCAGCUAAGACAAAGAAGUUGUUCAGUUUUUAGGAGUUUUGUGUAUCUUUGAAGUUUAAAUUCAGUCUGUAGGUUUAGGAAAACAACAACAAACUGCACAUCAUCCAAUAAGUGAUGGUUGUUGACUCCGUCCUUCAGAGUUAAAGGGAGAAGAAGGUAGUAAGGUAUUUUCCAUAGAACGGCUUCAAAAAUAUAGACAUACCAAUGACCAAGCUGACGUGUUAGUUUUGGUUGUAGCAUCCUUUAAGAUUGUCACACGACACCACAGAACAACUGCUAGUGUGGUGCUACAUUAACUGACCGUUAACGUCAUUAAGCUAACAUACGGUGCGUGUCUAACCCCCCCUCCUUCAAUCUAAUUUAUGAUUUGUCACUCAGCAAACAUUAACAGAGUUGAGUGAGGGCAGAUCCUAAAACUGGGGAAACAUUGACUAAAGCCCCUCAAACUGAAUCUGGACACGAAGAUUAAAAUUUGACAAAAAUCAACUGCAGUUUCUGGAAAUGGCUACAAUUUCAUUUGAGAUUUGCUUUAAUACUUACGCUGUCUAAGUCAGUUCAGCACUGAAUCCACAUUUUUUCAGCAUCAGAUGCCUUCAAAUGGACAAUUAUUACCUGAAUCAUAAAGGCCUGAUACUGUCUUCAACAAUCCAUUGAAAUAAUCAGAAAUUGACUUUUUCAGGGUUAACUCAGCGACUUCUCCAGAAGUUAUCCAGAAACGGCAAACCGUGCUUUGGCUGAAUAAAGGAUAUCUGAUUAAUAACUCGAUUCAAAGCGACAGACAUGUUAUUGUUAAACACUCACUGACAGUAUGUGCGUGCGUGUGUGUGUGUACGCCCUGUUCAGCCUAACCUCCUGAUGACCGCGGCUAAUGAAAAGCCUACAGAGAGAGGAGGAGGCAGUUUGGAGGGUGAGCCUGCUGCUUAUUCUUGUCCUAGGAUAGGGGGGCGGAGUCUUGAACUGGUUGCCAGGGCCGACGAUGGCUCCUGGGCCCCUCACUGACAGGGGGCAGGCUGUCGGGGCCGAGCGUCCGUCUGGCGAGCCGGUCUGGGCCUUCCUCGGUGAGCUGGCACGUGCCGUCGCAGCAGCCUGGCCAGGGCAUGACGAAUCAGUGAAAGAGAACUUCACUAGGCCGAGCAGAGGAACACCUGAGACGGUCUGGGGGUAGGGGGUGGGGGGGUUGAGAGUUCGGCUGAUAAAACCAACAGAGACAUAAACAGAGAAGAAACUGUCUUCAUUAUUCUGCUCAAAUGAUCCACAUAAAGCUCCUGGAAAUCAUACAUGAUUACCUCUGAGAUCAAUCCUCAGUGGUCCACAGAGGUAAUAACUCCAUCUCAAAUGAUUUCUGUGGUGUACCACAAGGCUCAGUUUUAGGUCCCAUUUUGUUUUCUGCCCCUUGGCCUUAUAGUAGCCACAUUUGGUCAUAAUUUUUUCUUUAAAUUGCACAUUAAAAAGUUCAACAGUUCUGUUUCAACAUCUUUAAAAUCCAUCCUUUAAAAUGAAUGUUAACACUACCCCUCCCAACCAGUUUUCCCCUCAGCUCCUCCUCUCCCCUCCGUCUCUGCUUCAGCAAGCCCCACCCACAAACAGACACUCCUGCUCGCUCGUAUCGUUCCAAUUAAAUUCAGAUAUAAUGCAGAUAAAUACUUCAGAUAAUUACAAAUGGUGCCCAGUCAACGUGAAAGUGAAAAACAUUGGUGCUACUGUAGAUGCCAACAGACUACCAGCAAACACAAUGCUUGCAGGACUUCUACAACUAGGAUAAAGUGACAUACUCCAGGAACCGAGGUAAACAGUUUAGCGGCGCUACAACACGCAGCAGGUCCCGUUUGACAAGAAACACUUCUGUUACAGACACUUGUCUUACUUAGUUAAAGCAGUUUAUCUGUCCAGCAGAAAGGUUACAGGGUCUGCAAGAUCCUGAAGCGUCUCAAUCGUUUAUGCUUCACUUAUGUUGGCCCGGCUUUUUAGCUCUUGUCCGGUCUACCUCCUUUUUAAGCACCCAUUAUUCCACGAGAGUCUCCGGGAUUUUCUUUGUUUUCUUGCUUGUGUUGGCAGUCAUGGCUUAAGAAGGAUUCAGACAAUUUUCCUUACUUUCUGGUUGGUUUCUACUGUCCGAUAUUGUAGAACGCUAACUUUGUUUGGGCUCGUGAACGACACGGCGCAGCAGCGUCCGCCUCACAACCAAUCAGGUUGGGGGAGGCGGAGAAUGGCUUUGUUUAUGGUCGGAAAAAGCGGGCCGCUUAAAAAUUUUAAAUGUUGACUACACAGACAUUACAAAACACAGCGAUAUCGUUAUAUUACCAAAUGUCAUCAAUAACUAAUAAAAUCUUUUUUGGAUAUACACUACAAAAAAAUAUGCUUCUUUAACGGAUUCCUGCUUACCCCAACUUUAAAAGUCUCUUUAUACCUGCCUCAUCUUCCCUCCCCUGACUGGUAUGAUCCUGCUCACUUUCAUCUGAUCGUAACAGAAAGUUUGAAAACACUUUUUCUUCUUCUCUUGUAUGCCCGUCCUGUUUUGGGUCUGUGGGCUGCUGUGGAUGCUUCUGGAGGUCGUACCAGAGCAUCACCAGUUCAUUUUAACCACAUACAGAGUUACAGCGUUUUAUGACAAUUAUAUAAAAAGCCUGAAUGAGGACUUUACAAACUGCCAUUUUCAGAAAAUUGACGCCCACUCCAAAACCAGAUGAUUGCUGGCAUUAAACUGAAACACAUCAGUGUGAGUCAUCCUGAAAGCUUUGUUUAAAAAGCUCUGUUUUUUCUAUUGAACCCUCCAGUUUUUAAAAUAACAACAGAUAAACUCCAAUUAGCCAAACAGUCCGCCUAAAUGCCUGCAUGUUCGGACAAUAAUUGAUUUAAAACUGACCUGCGUCCUUGAUCUCCAUAGAAACUGAGCUUUCACAUUCAGCUCCACAGAAAAGAGCCGCUGAAGCAGACACUGAGUUAUGAGUAUUGAUCCGCCACAGAAGCUCUCAUCUCUCAUACAUGUGUUUAAAAUUCCUCUUCACAAAGCAGCUGGAGGACCAGCGCAGGUGGAGACCAGGUGAAGGUUUUGUUUAGAUCAGAUAGAAAAUACCCCUCUGUCCUCAUAUGCUGUGGUGUCCUUCUGCAAGAUGCUGUAUCACUGAAGUACCUGCUCAUAUGUCUGUUUAUGACCUUUGACCCCUCACCCCCAGCUGAGUUUAAAGCCGUUUGUUUGUCUGUUAGGCAGUUUCGAUGCUUGUUCUGUUUCCAAGAAUCUUUGGAUGCUGCUAUAAAAACAGGAGAUGUUGGUUUGAAAAACAUAAAAGACCUUAAUCAAAUUAGAAAUAAAACAAAUACAACAUAUCAAAUCAUGAAACUGAACAACUUCACAGAUUUAUGAAACCCUCUGUGAACCUUAGUGAACCCAGCAGACCAGGUUCUUGCGUCUGACAGUGAAAUAUUAUCCCAUUCUUGUCUGAUGGAGGAUUUCACCUUAUCAACAGGUCUCCUUUGUCCAAUUUUUGGUGUCAUGAGGCUCCAAAUGUUUUCGAUGGGGGACUAGUCAAGACUGCAGACAGACCAGCUUAUCAGCAGGACUCUUCUACUACAGAGCCAUGCUGUUGUAUUCCCUGCAGAAUGUGGUUUAUGAUUGUCUUACUGAAAUAUGAAGGUCCUACCUGAAAGAGUUGUUUUUUAGGUGUCAGCAGAUGUUGUUCCUAAACCUGUAAAUAUUGUCCAGCAUUAAUGGAGCCUUCACAGAUGUGAAAGCUACCUGUGACAUGGAUUCAGAUGAUUCCUGUACCAUCAGGGAUGCUGGAUUUGGAUUGGGAGCUGAGAACAAGCCAGGUGGUCCAUGAUUUCCAAAAAGAAUGUCAGGUUUUGAUCCAUCAGACCACAGGACAGUUUUCCUCUCCUGCCAGUCCAUCUUAAUGGGCUCAGGUCCAGGAAAGUCUCUGGUGUUUCUGGAUCCUGUUUCUAUCUAGUUUCCUCUAAGCAUGGUUUAAUUUGAUCCUCAUUUUUGGACACAAUGGUUCCUGAGCCCAUGCAAUGAUUUCCACCAUAGAGUCCUGUCUGUUUUUAACACAGUGCUGCCUGAGGACCUUCCAUCCAUCUAUUUCCUACCACUUAUUCCCGUUCCCAGGGCCGGGAAGACAGUGGGAUACCCUGGACAAGUCGGCAGUUCAUCGCAGGGCUGACAUAUAGGGACGAACAAUCAUCCACACGCAUAUUCACACCUGCGGGCAAUUUGAAUCUGGCCAAUUAACCUAACCCAACUUCUGCAUGUUUCUGGAAUGUGGGAGGAAACGCGAGUACUCGGAGUAAACCCCCGCAGACACAGGGAGUACAUGCAAGCUCCGCAAAGAAACGCCCUGACCCGAAUUCGAACCCAGGACCUUCUUGCUGUGAGGGGACAGUGCUAACCACUACACCACUGUGCCGCCCUGCCUGAGGACCUUUUUUAGAUAAAUCUGGGUCUUCUUCAUUGUAAUGGUGUCAAAGGUUUCAGGACACAGGGCUGCACCAACUCCUUUGUUCAAUGGACUCCAAAAUAAUCUCACCUUUUCUAUGAAUCAUUGCCAUCAAGAAUCAAAAUAAGAAGUUAAAAUUAUUCUCUGCUUUCCUGUUUAUGUUAUUGUUCACACAGUUUUGUGUCCCUUGCUGGCCCUUAUGGUUCUUUCCAAAUAGGUUUGCAGAGGUUUUUGGUCUAUUUUGACUCCCUGGAUUGAACAGAUGGACUAAAUUGGUUAUUGUUGCACUAAAAUCUCCCCUUUUUCCUCCUUAUAUGUAUAAUUUUAAAGGUAGACUGUUCAGAUGAAUCCGGUCCCCGAACAAUGACAGGCAUCAGUAAUUGAAACAUUACGGCACCCUGGUGAUGUAGCUGGAGGGCCUGAGCUCUUUGGAGACAGACCCUGAGCAUGUGUGUGCGUGUGUGUGUGUGUUUAUAUGGGUGUGUGGGUGGAAGGUUGGGGACUUGAAGGGGGCGCGGACAGACCUGAAUCAAUAAGGGUCAGGGAGAAAGGUCUGUCUGAAGUCCCCAUAAAGAGACAGAGGUUUCAAAGGUUUGCUGGGUGGCAGCUGAGGCCUUUUACAGACGAGCUGCUGGAGGAUUAACCCCCUCCUACCGCACAGUCAGACAACUUGUUUCAUUGCCUAAUGGAGCUGCAGGCUGGAGCAUUAUUGCGAUGGCAGACCAUGACGAGAAGUCUCUGACCUCAAAGAUGAUGUUAGGACAGAGGUCUUCCAGCCUUUGACAGAUGAGUAAUCCCUACAAUCAUUCAACAGUGGGAGGAGCACGUCUGUUUUCUGUGUUUACUUUCCUUUGAAAAUCAGUCGAUCUAAACUUUAACCUGACAUCCUUUCAAACAUUCAAGAGUGAUCAGAUCAGAUUUAUUCAUUUAUUGAAGCUGUUUCCAUGACCUGACUGUAGCCUGGUAGUAUGAGCUCUUAAAUCUGUCUUUCUCUGUGAAUAUUUGAAGCAGUAAUGAGAUUUUCCUUUGUUUCUACUCUAUCAUAUCACCCGUAGGGUUAGAGAAAUAUGCAGGGGUCACAGUUUGAAGUUGGAACUCUGCUCCAAUCUCAGCUGUUUUCCUCCAACAGUAAAAUGUCAGCUUCUAGGUUUCAGUAUUUUAUCUUUGAAGGUUACAAAUCAAUCCUUGUGUUUGAGUCAUGAAGCUCCACUACCUUGUUUAGCCCACACUCGGUCGGAGGUUAUCGAGCGAUCUAACCAGCUUUAAAGUUCCUAACACCUUACUAGAUUUUCAAGGUUUAUCUAACGUUGCAAAGUAUCAAUUUAUGUGUUUUAAAUCGAGACUUUUGUGAAGACAGAUCUUAAAAGAUGGCUAAUCUCAAGUGUCUCAGAAGUUCAUCAGUACUUUGAAUGUCAAAUGAUGUUAAAUGCAGAUAAUGAAAAAUUAUUCAUGAUUCAUACCAAUCAUGAACAAUGCGAGAUGAUUGAAAUAGGUCCGUUUUAAUGUGUCCCUGAUCAACAUAUCAUCAAUAAUAAGAAGAAAUAUCAACAUGAAUAAGAUAUGAAAGAGAUUGGUUCAGACUUUAAGCUUUUCUCAAGUUUUCUUAAAGAACAUUUAAUAUAAGACACACAAAAAUCUCAAUUUUCACCGUCACUGAGCAUCAUCCAUGAGAGACGUGCGUCUGACAAUCACAUUACGCAGCAAUCAGGCUUCAUCUCUGUUACAGCAGCGUCUUAAUUUCCUAAACCCUGCAUGCAGAUGAAAAUUUAAUCUGCUCACUUAUUCUGGUAAUGGAGAUGGAAAUUAGAUUAUCCCAGCCUGGAGCCAUUUGGGACGAGACUGAUGCAGAAACUUUCACUCCUCGGUUUGAGAGGAGAAGAUGGUGGAUGUACUUAUCCAACAGAACCAGAAUCUUCCAUGCCCUGCAGGGUGUGAUAACUUUUACCUUCACCUUUUAUGGAUCCUUCUCUUUUCUUGGCAUGCUCUAAAUCUGUCCUGGUGAUGUUUCACACCUUUAAAGAUCGCUCAUAAAAGUUCUAAUGGGAAAUAAUUAUGGGUGUUUCCUUCUGGACCCACAGGAACCAGUGGUGACCCUCAUAACUCUCUGCUUUUGCAUGAUGAUGAAUAUACAGUACAAUGUGUUAAUAAGUCGGUUUAAAGAGUGUCCCUCAGGCUUAGGACUCGUUUCCCUGCUUCUGUAUCUCCAGAAAAACAACAUGUGUGUCAUUCUCUACGCUGACGAGUGUUGACUUUAUUUUAAUGACAGUUUUUGAUCGUUGCAGGUGAUCUCUGACCUCCAAGUGUAUUGAUUGCUGCAGUGCAUGUGUGUUUGUGUGUGUGUGUGUGUCUUUGUGCCUCCAUAGCAGCACCUCACUGAGCCCCCUGUGAAUGACUCCAUAUUUACAGGCCAAUUAUCUCUCUGAGGGAGGGUCGGCGUGACCGCAGGCCUCUCGAGCAUGUUACAGGAAGGUCAGCGAUGUCGAUGGGGGCUAAUUAAGCAGCCGUCGCUCAAGAGGCAGUCGAGUGUGAGUCGGCCGCAUCUUUACUCAUCAGAGGAAUGUCUUGUUGCUUUAAUUUCAAGGACAUUUCUGCUUCUGAAAGAGGAAACAGAUUUGCUCCUGCAGUGUGACCUGUUGUGCAAACACUUGAGAAUGCCCCUGGUGGAUUAUUUCCUUCGUUCUAAUCACCACCUUUUUAUCGUCUUAAAUUUUUCCAUGUACAAAUCUUCAUCAAAAUGUCCAUAUGAAGGCAAAGAGAAAAAAUGUCGACAAUAGUAUCCCAGCUCCCACUGGCGGAAAAAUCUAAUGACUCUUUAUUCACUUGAAUUAACAAAUACCUGUAAAUGAGUGCAGCUACAAUCUGCUAAGGAUCAAACAUUUUCACCUCAGAGGAGAUUCAGUUUUACUCAGAGUUUCACAAAAAGUACAAAGCUUCAGUUUGAUUAGCUUCUUCACCAUGAUAUGUUAAAAUCCCAGUAGAGCGUUGGUGCGGUUGUAGCAGUGCAUGUGUGCUCUUAAAAGUAAGGUAAAGAAAACAUAGACGCACGAAACUAAAGAGCAAAUAAAGUGGCUCGAACCUGCGGGUUAAAUUAUAUUGCUUCUUUUGAGCUCUUUAGGGACCAGUUUUUUUGCUUCUGCACCUGUGAACUUAAUUGCCUCCAGCUCAGGUGUUUGCUGUUACCUGGGCGAUGGUGACACCUUGAAAAAGAAGGUCUGUGCUGUCAAACAGCUCUUGUACUAAGCUAUAUUUUUAUGUGUCAUGAAAAAAUAGCCAAUAUCGUCUUGUUUUUUCACUUUUUUUAUCUCAAAGCUAACUUAAGAGACCAUUGGCGCUUGUAGCACAAAGACUGAGUCUGCAAUGAGCUGGACUCUUCAAUUUUGCACAGUCAGGGUUGGUGCACACAGUGGUGUGGGAGGUUCCCAUGUGAGGGGCAGUCCCUGUGGAGGUUUUAUCUAAAAAGGUUCCGAGCUUUCAUUGGUUUGAAACUCAACAUGAAGUGUGAAGCACAUCCUUUGACUGAAUCGUGCCAAGUGAGGCUUCUUGCCUUUUUUAGGCCUGAGUUGAGCUUAAGGUUAGGACAGAGUAGAUAAACUGCUGGAGAAAUAAUGCUGCCUUCCAGUUGCACUUGAAAAUUUGCGAAUUGGAAAUUCAUCUUGAAGUCGGACAAUCCUCACCAACCCCGACUUGACAACGUAAUGCACUGCGCUGCCAUCUUGGACUAUGACAUUGUCGUCAAGUUGUGGUUGGUGAGGAUUGUCCAAUUGCCAGAAAUCCAACUUCAGGGGAUGUUCCGGAUAAAUUUCCGACUCUGAGCUUGGAAAUUCCGACUCCUGAGUACAACUAGAACGCAACAAGAGCCAAGCAACCCAGAACCAAUCAGUCCAGAACCCAGCAUGUCCAGGAUUCUGGAGGGUACUCAAACCCUUGUCCUCAGAAGGAAAACAGACUAAAAAGAGGGAUCAGGAGCUUUUUUGAUCUGAUCUCUAAAGAUAUCAUAGAUUAGUUUCAGUAAGACGAGGAGUUUGUUUUAAUCCUGAAAGAAAUUCUUGCGUCAGAUUGCUUAAAAAAUGAUAGAAUAAAGAGCAUCAGGUUCACUGAUGAAACCUCAAACGGUACAUUAGUUAGAGUCAGAGUGGCAGUGUUGUCAGCAGUUACACUAAAGAGUAGCAAAGCAAAGUACACCUGAUGAAUAUCUCAGAGUUGUCAUGUUGAUCAAACGCCGCACUUAUUUUCAGAAACAUGGAGAAAUCUUUGGUCCACAUGACCCCCCUCCUCCUGCAGAGCUCUGAUCAGCCUCCACCCUGUCUGGGCAUGCCAACACCCGGGCGUCUAGUUAACCGUUCAGGUGGGAGCGGCAGGAACAGAGCGUGCCGAGGCGGCGGGAGACUCCGAGGUGGCUGACGAGACCCUCCCCGCUGUAUUAACAAAGCACAUAACAGCACACAGCAGAGCCCUGAGUUCUGAGAAAGCUGUUUGUGUGAUCAUUAGAGAGCGGAGAGAGGCUUCUCCCCGAGGUUCAGCACAAUACAACCACCACAGCGAGCCCAGGAAGGAGUGUCUGCUCCAGCAGGCAGCUAAUGAAGGCUGAGACGACCUGUGGAGGCUCAGUAAUUGAACCUCAGGGACAUUCUCUCACUCUACAUCAGCAUCCUGCUCUCCUGGAGCCUCUGCUGCUGCUGCUCAGGGCUGUUUGUGCAGGGACAAAGCUUUGGGUUUGUUUUUGAGAGGGAUCGUCUCCAUUUUAUUCACUCAAGUCUUUUAUUUGUUUUCUGACGAUACAAUACCGGUGAGUACAGAACUUUUACGGAGACUGUGAUCAUGUCAGCAAAACCGGAGCAGGUUUGUGGGAGGCCAGGGUGAGAUUAUGGUCUGCUCUGAAAAGGAAAGAGACAGGUAGCAUAUUUCUGAACACUUUAUUGAAACUACAUAUUUCCCAGGAUGCUGCUUGCAGAGCUGGAGGCCGAACCACAGAUAUGCCUGAGGAUUUCAGUCUGUGGUGUCAGUUUGGACCUUUUCUCCUUAUUCUUUUUUCUGGAGUUUGUUAAAAGGAUCGAUAUUCAUUUAUUCACCAUCCCCUAUUCAUAGCCUAAUUUUAUUUAGUUUUAUUGUACCUUAAUUAACCAGAUAAAACCCAGUGACAUUAAGAUCUCUUUUACCUGGGUGACCUGGCCAAGAGGUCAGCAGCACAAGUCAUAAAAAAUGAACAGUACUUUAUAUGUACACAUUUCUUACCCAACAGAUCUUUUAUUUUGAAAAGGUUGCUUCUAGAUAGUUUUUAUUUUAUGUAUCCAGUGUCCAGCCUCUGACAGGGUUCAUAGUCUUCAGUAACUCCAAGAAAUUUAAUUCAGAUACUGUUUUUAAACCAUUUAAUCUUAGUUUGAAUGAACACUGACUCCACCCAACAUCAUUCAUUUAGUUUUAUGCUCAUUUAAUGAUAACUUUUUUAACUUUGAAACUAAGAGCUCAAGCACUGAAAAUUUUGAAAGCUCGGAUGGAACCCAAGGGAUCAUUCGUUUUUCCUUCCUUCCUUCCUCAGUCAUUGCAUAUUUAGGCCUUAGCAUGCCCCUAAAUUCACUAUUUGCAUGCAUCAGACAUAGUUUUAUAUUUCUUAGCUUUUGAGAAAAAGUUCUUGCAGCGUCCCCGUCACUUUUCCUGUGUUCGGACCUUCAUCUUUGCCACACAGUUUAACUAACACAGAUGAUUUUUGCUCGGGGUAUGUAUCAUGCUAAGACCUACAAAAUAUUCAUUUGGACUCAACAGUGAGUCCACUACUAAGAAUUUAAUUAUUGUUCACCUGAUUUAAGGCAGAUUUGAAUGGACUUGUCCCACAACUUUUCAGUGACACACAAUGUGACCAGAUUAAAGUUAUCACAGGAUUUGUUGUUUGAGUGUCAGUGGGUGUGGCUGAGGUAGGCCAAUCAAACUUUAAUGUUGGUCCAACUUGGACAUCUCACUGUGACAGUCUUACAUUUUGGAGGAUUGGGGACAGGAUUUUUUUAACAGGGGGCAGAAGACCUGCUCGUUCAGAUGAAUCGGGUUCUGCUUGAUAUGGCUACCUAUUAAUUUUUUUUUUCUUCUUGCCAUACUUAUGAAAGGCUUGUUUGUGGUGGACUCAUGGGCUGCUCACACCAAGCGCGGGUAAAAUCAUCUACUCGCAUAAUUUGUGCAAAUCUAAAUGCGUCAACAGUAAUUUCAAUGGUAAUCAACCAUGCCAAUUCAACUAGCGGGAUCAAGUGAUCGACAAAGUUUUUUACAACUUAAUCAGGUAAUCCGACCUCCUCACUCACUUGCCUCCUGGCGAGCUCCUUUUUAUUCCGGUUUCAGUAAUGGAAAGAAAAGGUAUCAUAUAAUUGGGGGCACCCACACAUCGGCGCAAUCAGUUUGUCUUCCAUUGUAGAUACCAGUGACCAACCAUCUGUUUUCAUACAUCACCUGGCAACCUUCGUGCUGAUUGAUUAUCGUGACGCAGAUAUCAGCUCAAGUUGAGAAAGUUUCAGCUCCUGCUCAAUCCACGUCAUUCACGCUGCCAGAAAGUACGAACGUCUAAUCGCAUCUUUGCGUUGACUUAUCAUGUCAUUCAUUCGCGCAAAUGAUUUUACUCACGCUUGGUGUGUGGAGACAGUCAUGGUGGGUUUCCUAAAAUCAGAUAAAAAGACUCUGGUCUGGGUCCCCUUCUGUCCCAAGAUAACUUUGGUCAUGAUUUUGGGGCCAAAUGAAGAAAACACGAGAUGGAGAACACUUUGUUGCCUCCACCCCUCAGAGCAGUCGGUUUACCAUAGACCAUGCUAGGAUAAAAAUCCUCCUCGGCCAUCUCUUCUUGGCACCAUUUGAGACCCGUCUACCAUGUCUGUCCCACAGAUGGCCCUGCCUCGCUCUCCCUCUGUCCUCUGGCUGGACCGACUCUCUGCUGGACGCCAUAUUGGUGCCAAACUCCACCAUUAGCCCCCUCCCAAAAAAAGCUUCCUCCUUCACUGGCACCUGAGGCAAAGCUCUCGGCCUCAUCAUCUCCUCCGCCUGCUUCUGUUAAUAAAUAACAACAACUAAACAGCAACAAGAGGAUGACACCCGCCAGAACCCGCCAGCCCACAUGGGACCUGCUGGUCGUUGGUGUUUCUGGUGGGGGGGCAGGGGUCACAGAUGGCUGCACAGCCCCCAGCUCCGCCCUGCAUUUCUCCAGCCUGUUUUUCUCCCUCAGUCUUCAAACCGCCAUUCUCCCACUAAUUUUUUGAUUGUUGACACAGGCUCAGAUGGGAAAAACACAAUAGCAAAUAAUUAACCAAAGGAGGCCGAAUUGAAGGGGGACUUAACAUGAGCCGGGCGGAGGAUGACUCACUUUGCAUUAGGCUUUGAAGACGCUCCCCGGUGGCCGCCGUCGCAGCAUCGUAGCUCUAAAAGCGAGUGCAUCUUGGCACCUUGCUGGAUAGAGAAGCGGGUGGUUGAUCCGUGCUGCAUUAGCGCUGAGCCUUUGUUCUCCCAUCGGGCUGUCAAAUGGAGAGACGGCUCCCUGAGACGUUUUAUAGAUACACGCCCUCAAAGGCAGCUGAGCACCGGCAGGAUGAAGCAGGCUCAGGAGUAUUAAAGCUGCAACUCUCCGUUCAUCCAUCAGUAAAACAGGCUCAGAUACAACUGAGAGACAGAAUUAGUCCUCUGUUUAAACCUUCGUGUGAGUCCUACAGCAGUUGAGGAAAUAAAUCACUUGUUAAACUCUCCUUAGUGACGUGUUGAAAGAGUGCUUUAAAUAUGUGGCGAUGUCUUACAGAAACAGUGAAGCUUUUAGAGUUUCUGCUUCAUUUCAACUACAUCUCUGAGUAAGGUGCACUCUGCUCCAUCCAGGGUUCACUGACAUUUGAUGCCAGUUCUCUGUCAAGAACUUCAUGCAUGAAGAACGGGACAAAAAUAAGAGUAAAAGAUGAGCUAAGACCACAACUUGUGUUGUAACCUGGCCCAGCUACAGGAGGAGACGACCAGGUCAGGUGUCCCAGGCCCUGGGUCAGGAUGGAUUCAGGGGUCACCUCGUCUCAGUAACAGGUGAACCUGUGUCUGGUUCAGGACCAGGUAUAAACAUGGUUGAAAUCUGUUUGAUGAGAUUGGAGUCCAUGUGCUGGUGCUGUUUAUACUUUCAUUAAGAAAUUAGAACUGAGUCAGAUUUGGUUCACUUUGGCCUACAGAGUUUUAUAGGGAGGUCCCUUGACUCCCCAGUUUGAUCUCAUAAAGCAUCUUUACACAACAGUCAACUGGGAGCCUGGUUUUAUAUCGGCCACCAGAGAUUAACCCGAUUCAACACUGGCCUUCUGACUCAGUUUUUCAUGUCUUUGUCUUGAGUUUAUUUAUGUAGGGACAAGAACCACACUAGUGCACCAAUACCGCACUUUGCUGCAUUUAUAGCCUUCACUGAUUUGCAGUGCAUAUCCCAGGUGGGCCUUAAAAAUAGUGCAAACAACAACCAUUCAUAAAACCGGAUAAAACCAAGCUGAGCUGGUUACCCUGAAAAACUUCCUUAAGAAUGGACUCAGUAACAUGCAGACACGUAAAGAGGCUUUACAUUCAUAAUAAAAACAUUUAUGAUUAGAUUUUCGUCUAAGUGUACACGUCUUAUUUUACAUAUACGUCUUAUCAGAGAAGUUUUCUGCAGACAGCAUUACUCAUCUGCUCUCACAGCUAAAAGCUGACGUCCCUGCUGCAUUCACUCUGUUGUUUUGCUCUCUCUAAGUACAAUAAUCCUUCUGCUGCUCCUCUCGGGCUCGAGGUCCCUCAGGAGUUCAGGUCAGCCAGGCCCAGUGGACGGUUACCUGGCAGCCAGAGCAGCAGGGAGGCUGAGGGGUCCCUGAACGCAGCAGCACUCAGCCUCCUCUCACUGAUCCAUCUGUGACCACAGUCACACUCAGGAAGAUGAUGUUACAUCUGCAGCCUGUGAGAGUACUACCACUCCAACUGGAGCUGAGCUGCAGCAAGAAAAGUGCACUCAGAGUGCAGGUCCACACCAGGUGUGUCUGAGGAGGAGGGGGAGAGACAGGAGCGCAGGACCGGUCUAAGGUCCACAGUGCAUGAGGGAGUAUUGUUUUUAUUCAUCUAUUCAAAAGUCUUUUAACAACAUGAGUAAAAAGGAUCUCUUCCCCUCUCCCCUAAAGAGGUUAAUUUCCAACAAGUUAGAAACAUAAAAAGGACGUUCAGAGAGGCUGAGUCUCUCAGGAGGAAAGAUGGGAGGAGGUUCACCACUCUGUGAGAGACUGUGUGAGCUCAUAGUCGAAAAGUCUCAGAAUAAUGUUCCUGAGUGUCAAAUGUGAAAGAAUGCGUAGAUUUAAUCAUCUACAGUACAGAAUAUGGUAACACUUAAUAAUGUGUUAUAACUGUUAAUAACUCACUGUCAAUGCCCACAUAGAUAAUGCAUUAUACAUAUGUUUAUGAUGUGUUAUAAUUUUCGUAUAAACUAGUAUAACUAUCAUUGUAAACACUCAUUAAUUAUCAUAACGCUUUAUAACAAUAAGCAUAGCACAUUAUAAUUCCUGACCUUGUAAGUCAUGAUAAAAUGCUUUAUAAUGUGUUAUGAUCAUUGCUAUUAUGAUCAUUCAUGAGUGUUUAUAACUACAGUUAUACAGUGCUAUAACUUGAUUAUAACACAUUAUAUAUCUAUUUAUAAUGCGUUAUAGAGAUAGGCGUCAAGUAAAGUGUUACCCAAAAGAUCAAAAAAUAUAUCAUCAUCAUCAUUAUCCAGAAAGUGACAGACAGGACUCUGGAGUGGAAAUCACUGCAUGGAUUUAGAAUUAACACACUUUAUUACUGCAUCCACAAAGUAGAUAAGAACUGAACCAUCUCAUGAGGAAACCAGAUAGAACAAGGAUACAGAAACAACAGAGAACUCUCUGGACCUGAGUCUGUUUUACGUUCUUUUUGGAAAUCAUGGAGUUUACAGUAUUUUCUUAUCAGCCCACAGUUGAAAAGCAGCAUUGUUUUGAUGGUCUGAGGAUGCUUCAUAAAACAAUUAAAUUAUUCAGUUAUAAUAUUUGAUACGUCGUCUUUGGAGGAUUUUUAAUCAAACAUAAGUUUCAAAGAAUUGCGAACUCUUUAAAUCUGUGUUCAAAGAGUUUUUAUCAUGAACUCAAAAACCUGAUUCAUCAAACACUGAGUUGUUCCUCCCCAGCAGAUGGUUCUGCUGUUUGUAUUUGAAGGACCACAGAGAUUUGUUGUCCUUGGACUUCAGUGUUUCAGGACUCUUCUGGCAUCAGAACUCAGAUUUUCUGCUCUACCCUGCAGCUCUUAGUCCUUGUUGUCACCCAGGGACAGAUAAAGUCUCAGCCAGACCUUUGGACACGAUGGCUGUUCACCUCAGAUAGCCUCCUCCAGCCAUGAAGCCGAGUAAACCAGCUCCUCUGGCCCUCUUUCAUCCCUCCUCCCUCUCUGCCGUCCCUUUUUCUUUCAUUACACUGAAGGAGUGUGUGUCUGUCUGUCUCUUGGUAGGGGGGGGUUGAGUGUGUGGGGGUGCGGUGAAAGAAAAUGGACUUCUGUGUGCUAGCUAGCAGCAACAGCUUUUUUUAAUCCUAGCCCCAAGCUGUACUGUGCACUGAAGCAAGCUAUUACACGGCUACAAUUAAAGAGGCUGGAGCGCAGCACCUGGUCCUCCCCGCUCGCCGGCCUUCACUGGCAGCUGACGAUACAGUUCCCCCCGCCAGGUGGUUCCACUUCAAUCACAUUAGCUAGUCACUGUAGGGUUAAUAAAGAGCCCACUGGCCCCCCUGCACACUCCCCUCCUUUUCUGCUUCUUCUUUCUGCAGAGAAUGUGGAGACAGAGCGUUUUAAAACUCGUUAAAAUUACGGCCCCUGCGCCGGCUCGGGUAAUUAAAGCAGAGCAGGACGAGCUCCUUGGAAUCUUUCAGCGAGGAGGGGGUAGGUUUGGGCUCCUAUCCGCUUAGUAGUCCAUUUGUACAAAGAGCAGAGGAUCAUAAUAGACCUUUUCAUGGAUAGACAAAACAGAUGGAGGCCAAUUGAAAUGAGACGGGCAGGCAGACUGUACAUAUCUGCCUGGAUACCGCCGAUGUGGAGGGAUUCACAAAAACAAGUGGCGAGCCAGCAGCGGCAAGCGGCAAUAGCGUCUUUUGUUUGCCGUCGCAGCAGCUCGAAGCGUUAUCGCACUAAAACCAGCCUGAAAACCAAACCGUGUAAAUAAAGGAGCGGAGGCCGAGCGUGUCAGGAGCACAAUCAAUAGUCAUUUGUAAGCACAGAAAGCAGAUGUAUGCGCUGACAUUUAAUGCAGCGAGGCCUCUUUCAGCAGGAUGUUAACGCUGCGCUUUACCUCCUGUUGCUUUGUUCUUUACAUCGAUCUUCUCGGAGCUGAAGAAAGUUUUGUCCUUUAACAUUUAUUCUUUCGCCCACUUAAAAAAAGAGACUUCUGUUUACACUGAAAGGAUUAAUGAGGGCCUGUACACACUUUCUUUAGGCCCAAAAAAACUAAAACCACAAGCUUUGGACUUUGGCUCUUUUACGCCUACUUUUGAUUUCCUUUGUAUUUGAAGAAUCUGCACUGUACUAGUAUAUAUGUAACUCCUAAACCUGUAGAUAUUGUUCAGCAUUAAUGGAGCCUUCACAGAUGUGGAAGAUAUCUAUGACGUGGACUCUGAAAAUCACCGUACCAUCAGGGAUGCUGGAUUUCAACUGGGAGCUGUGAGCAAGCCGGGUGGUCCUUCUCCUCUUUAGGGAGGAGGAUGCAGAGUCCAUGAUUUCCAAAAGAAUGUCAGACUGCAGGAUAGUUUUCCUCUUCCCAUCAGUCCACCUUAAAUGGGCCUGGAUAUCAGGACUCACCUUUAACAACUCUUCACCUGUUUGGUUGUUCCUUUGGACAUCCUCAAUUAAUUAUAGAGUUCAUAUUUAAACAUCAGGCUCGAUAAAUCAAAGAGUUGAUGUUGCCGAAAAGAAAACGUGACUCUUCAUAGGUGCAGCUUUUAUCUGCUGUCAGUAUGUUUUAAUAAAUUAAAAUCAAAUUCUAUUUGUUGAUUUAAUGUAAUCGUUCAGUCAGAAUAAUACAUAAAAACUAAAUAUUUCCAUGACUGGAUGAUAGAUGCACCUAUUUUUAAAGCUUUUAUUAAAGCUGGUAAUUUCUUGAGUUUAGUUUUUGAAUUAUAUUUCUGAGAUUGUAAUAGCAUGUCCUGAUAACUGUUCAUGUUUCUGAAGAGGGUGUGACUCCCAGGUUUUACUCUUAAAAAAGUGCUGCCAUCCAGUCUAAGAUAUCAGACUGUUGGUCAGGUUCGAGAGGUUGUAGGGGUUUCUUGAUUCUACCUGCAGAUACUGCUGAGUAAUUAAAAUUGGAUGUGUUAUUGUAUUAUGUGGCUAAACAGCAGAGAGAAGAUAGAGAGUUAAAAUUUUCCCAGCACUGACCCCCCUUUUUUAUGUGAUUUUCAAACUGUAUGUCUGCAUGUCCAGCUCUCUCUCUGGAUGCAACCAGACUGUAUUUUUUUAAUGUCGUCCCUCCUCAGGAGCAUCUCAAGUCACAUCAAAGCCUGGAGGCUGAGCUGGAGAUGGAGGAGGAGGAGGAGGAGGAGGAGGAGGAGGAGGAGGGAGCACAGAAUGCCGCACUUUAAUCUUCUUUAUCCGCUGAUGUGAGGACAGAGCGUCCCAAAUUCCAUUUCUAAGAGAAAUAGUGAUGCAAAGAGGCUGAGCGUGUCUUCGGAGCACACUGAACAAAUUGGGAUGCAAAUGUGCAGCCUUUGAACUGUGUAAAGUGGCAUAAUGGGAUGAUCCAUAAAUUAUUAAUCAGUGUUGGUUUAGAGCUGAGCCCACGGGAUGGCUGACAUCACCGCUGAGAGAGGAGACACGACCAAGAAGUGAUUUUAUUUCCUCCUGAUGUGAAGCUAAGAAACACGACACAAAGAAAAGAAAUUUGAAGCUGACAUAAAGCUGUGGAUAAAUUACAAAAUCAUCCAGAUUGAUCAGGUUUGGUGUCACACGAUGGAGUUAACUGAACAACACAUUAAAAUUACUGUUUUAUCGUAAAAAUCCGAACAGGCCUGCAGGAAAAGUAAAGAGUGUUAAAUGUCCUCCUACCUGCCUGCAGACCCCACAUUGGGGCCUCACAUUGUUUGGGAAUCUGGAUUAGAGACGCUCAGAGUGACUCGACAUUAUUGUGGAACUCCAACGUCGCCUUUCCUCGAGGAUCCACGCCACAUGCUGUCCUCGCUAACACGCAAGCUAGCAGGCAGGAGAGUCGGGCCGUAGCUGAUGGGCUGGCAGGCUGAAGGGUCUUUGAGCCAGAGCACACUGCAAAAAAUUCAUCGCUUAAACCUUCUCUUACCGAGUGUUUUUGCUUCAUUGCCACAAAUUUUCUCCUAAUAAUUUUUUUCCGGAUUUAUUUUGAGAAACUAAUCAAGAAAAAUUUGCACUUCAUUUUUACUCAAUCAAGUCUUUUUUUUGGCUCAUAACAGUGUGAAAUUGCAUUUAUUUCUGGACUGAUCAAAUUCAACUGCAGUAAAAGCAGCUCCAAAUAAAUGCAUAAUUAUUAAUAUUUGCUCAAAUUCAUCACUGGUGUACAGAGUCACUACUUAGUCAGUAGUUUGUGGGCCUUUUUGUUUAGUGAAUUACCCAUGUCUUUUCUGCUGGUUAAGUGAAUCAGGCCCUCACUUUGUAUUUCAAUAUGAAUGAUUUUUAUCUCUGAGACGGAGAGUGUUUGAAUGAAAGGCCCGUCUCUAAUACAAACCUGCUUCAUUUAAAGGCCUGGUACCUCAGGCAGUGAAAGCAAAUAAAUUAGAGGCCUAUAUUAGAGGAUUUAUGGUAAUACCAAUUGAUAGAAAUUGUGCUGUAGCAUUUGCAGUCUCUCCAGACCUGGAAAUUUCAACCUUUGAAAAUAUGAAAAUGGUCACUUUCUCUUCUCUUCUUUCUAUCUCUUAGUCUGGACCUCCACUAUUGUUAUUGACAAAGUUAGUCAAACGCCCUGCCCCUUCUUGACUUUGAUUUCUCAAUGAGGCAGAGAUGACACUGAUGAAGGUUUUGAACAACAAGAAAUAUUGAGGUUGUUUUUUUCUGCCUUAUAGAUGCUGUGUGCUGGCAAAGCUGAAAAGGCACAGCAAACGCUGUCAGUGGACACAGGCCCUGAAGCAUUCGUACUUUUUGCAAUAAUUACUUGAAGCUGUACCAGGGCUCCAUAGUGUGACUGUUUCACUUUCACUUGCGACCAAAAAUAGUUGUGUGCUAAUUGUAAAAUGUAUUUAGGGGCACAUGUGCGCAUAAAAAAAUUAGCCGAGGCAACAAAUGUCUUUUCAUGUAAAUAGCGUGGUGAAGUUAGUUUUAGGUUGGAUAUCCAACAGACAUUCACUGCGGAUCAACCGGUGUCUUCACACUCUCUGUAACCAGGAAUAGCAACAGCAGCUUGGUGUCAUCAGCGGGUGUUGAAUAAGGGACCGUCAAUAAAUUACCUGUUGAUGCUCUCAAAAAAGGCUUACAUGUCAUGUGACCAAUUGACCUAAAAUUGAUUUCAAAUAAUAGUACUUAUGUCGACCAAUAAGAAACACAUUAUUUAAUCAAUUUUUAUUGUGCCCCUAAAGUUCUUUGUGUGCUCCUCACUUUUUCAACUUAUGGGCACAUGUGCUCCCUCUCAAAAAUGUCGGUGUCAAGCCCUGUGUACAGUGUAAUGCAUCUGAGGUAAUGAUUUUGUUUCCUUAUUUCUAGCAAAUUUAAAAAAUCUGAUUCAAUAAAGUCCCCCGUGUUCAAUAACUGAGAAAACGCACGCUUGUUUUGUGGAGAAUAUAUGAAACAGUCCCCUCUGUGAAAUCAUCUUUGUUUCUGUACUUUGAACUUUAACUCUCAGGUCUUGCCUCUUUGCCCCGCUGACACUUUUUGCAGCGUGCGUGUGGUGGCCAGACUCGGAGCAGCUGGUCAGUUAGCAGGCCACAUCAGCGUCAGGCCGCCUCACUGAUAAUGGGAUUAGUUUAAGCCAGGCAGCAGGGAAAGCAGAGAGAGGAGGUGAGGGGGAGCAGAGGGCAGAAGGAGGGGCGUUUACCAUCAUUUAGCAACCAUGGUUUCCCCCAAACCCUCAGACUCAUUACUGCACACUGCAGACCCUCAAACUGCAGGCAUGUGGGUCAGGUUUCAGACUCCCUUCAGACUCUAUUAGCCGUAGAUAAAACUUGUUGUGACCUGGAUAGAUUCAGACUGUUUUACAGUUAUGGUACGGUAAAAUAAGAGGAACUCAUUGAAUCAGGCAGUGGAAUAUUCUCUGAUGAAGGUCAUUUUCACAUGAGAUGGUCUGGAGGACUGUGCUUGAUCGCAGAGUUAAAUAAUAAUGUUAACCUGGUGUUUUCAGACUACAUAUAAUGAAUGAGGUCAGAUGAUGAAUGUAGUCUAGUCUGAAGCAAAAAUGGUAAAAACAAAAAGCAGCGAAGCCUAUUAAGUUACUGCAUGUAAAAGUAAAGAUACAAAGUGGUUUACCAAAAUCACACAGAGCCGCUGACAUCAGCUGCAGAUUAAAACUGAUUUUUCAGUUUUCUCUCUGCACCAGUCUUUGUUUUAAUCUAAAGUUGAAAUUACACUUUCAGCUGCUGCCAAAGUUUUAUUUUCAGUCUAUAUGUCUCAUAAAGUUUUUUCUUUGAAGGUCAAACUCGUUUGAUUUGUGAUUUCUGACCCCUGAUCUGUCAGACCAGGUUAUAAAUAUCUGAAUUCAAACAAUGCUGGUCUGAGGGUAUGGGCGGGGCAUUUAGAGCAGCUCUAGACAUUUCAGAGUGAAAACUUGUGAGACACUUUGACACACCUCUUUAACCUCACACAAUUUUUAACCCUCUUCCGGUGUUAGGGUCUUCAUUGACCCGUUUUUGAUUUUUAAAUGCUUAAAGAACCACUUAAAUUAGUUUUUUUGAAUCUACACUUUUUGACUUUGUCAGGAACCUCUAUUUCAAAACAACAAAAAUUAAAAAAAUUAAAUUGACAAAAUUAUAAAACACUCUUGUUGUGUUAGGGUCGCUGUUAACCCUGUCAGAUUAAUAUCUAAUAAUUAGAGCAAAAACUGAAAUCAUAAGUGCACUGUCAGGCCCCACACUGACAGUCAGAUCCUCUUCCAAUCAUUUGAGAUUUAGGAAAUUCUCAUUUUGCCGUGUUUUCCCCUGCACAAAAAAUCGGGCAUGUCCAGACAUGUGAGAUCAGUUCAGUAUAGAUGUCUGUAUGAGGGGUAUCCUGACAAAGAAAGGCCCAGAGGCUCACAACAAAAACUGUUAUAAGCAAUUCUUUUCCUGGGUAAUGAAGCCUAACAAGGUAACCUAGAGAUGAGAACCAAACUGAAUGAUAGAGAAUUGUUUCCAGUCUAAUUUACAGCUAAUUUAAGACAGGGGUCAAAACCGACCCUUAACAUGCUGGGAGCGUAGUAAAAGCUAACACAGGAGGAAGGUUGACAUACAGCUUUCUUGUGUCCAAUCUCUUUAGGACAAAGUCAGUCUGAGAAAUAUGAGGGCUAAAGCAAAAGAACAAUGCUCCAUAUUUAAUGUGUUACUUAAACGCAACACAGAGAAAUAUGUCUCUAUGUUCAUUUAUCCUUUAAGAGGUUAUUUUCAGAUCUUAGUUUUGGAAAAGUAUCAACAUUUCUCUCUGAGACACAGAUAACUAUGUCGGACUCUGUAGUGGAAAUCACUGCAUGGGCUUUAAAUCACUCCCAAAAACCAUUGUCUGUGAAAACAGUUUAUCACUGCAUCCACAAAUGAGGUUCAAUGACCAGCAUGGAGGUCUCUUUAUAAACCUCCCCUGUUAAAGAGACAUGGUGAUUUACAAUGGAGGAUCCCUCAUAGAGUUGUAGCAGUGAAGUCUUUUAUCUCUGUAAUCAUGAACCCUGAUACUGAAGACUGAGGACAGUUUUUCACUGUUUUACUAAAUCUCACCAUUUGCCUGUACUGAUUCUGUUUCUAAAAAGUGUUUUUACUGCUUUUACUGAGUUUUAGAAGAAGGACAAGAGUCGGCUUUUAAACUUUGUGCUGGGCCUGGCAGUGUGGAUGAGACAGAUGAGGAAGGUAGGGGGAGAGAAGACCAUGUCUCCUGUUCCUGUCUGUCUGGGACUCAUCAGGUCCAGGAGCUACCUGGAUUUUAACGUUUAUGAAACAUCAGGAGAGCUGAACUGUAGAAACAUAUGGUGCUACUGGAGUUACUUAUAUAAUGUGGCAGAUGAUAACCUGUGUUUUGGAGGUGUGCUGAAUACAUAAAUGUGUAUUUUUUAUGUAGGAUUUCCUGUAUGGAGCUGUGUAUUGAAGUGAACAUUAUUUAUCUAAACACAGCAGAGAAAAAUGAAUAUUAUGUUUUUUAGAAGUGCUCAGUGAAACUGUUCUUUCUGUGAGAGAGACAAAAAAAAGUUAUGAUUGAAAUCUCUCUCUCUCUCUCUGUUCCCCUCCUCACCUGUUCACCUGUAGCUGAGCAGGUUGAACCUCAGCGAGCCCUGACAGACUCACAGCAGCUCUAUAAUGAAGCCAAUCUCUCCCUCUCAGCAUCAUCCUGUGCUGCCCAUUUCAGGCUCUAAUGGCUGAAGUCUCUGCAGAGAGGGGAGCGCUAAUAGUGGCAUCAAUACGAACAGCAAUUUUGGCGUGAUGAGAGAGCCCUGAAGUCGACAUAUUACUUCCUCUGAACCGGCAGCAGAGGCAGAAGCACUACAGUCUAAUUUCACCCUAAAAGCCCCCGGUGCUCCUGCUGAGGGCUGCAGAGGAUUGUGGGGGAUUGAUCUGUGAGAGGAGAUGGAUGUGUGAGAGCCCACAGAGCCAGAUAUUGAUUUUAGACGGCGUGAAGGAUGAAUCCAUGAUAACAAAAGGUCAGCGCUCCUUAAUCCUGGUCUUUAAUCAGAGCAGAGAUCCAUCCAGCAGCUCCAGAACCUCUUCACAAUCUGCAGCUGCCUAAAAUUCAGAAUCAGGGAAUGUUUCGAGUCAAGAUCAAAAUCCUUUACCAAAAAUGACAACCACAGAUGUUUGAGCUUGGGUCUCGGGUCCUGUGACACAAGGUUUCAUCAAAUCAAAUCAUUGGUCUGCCAACAAACAUGGAUUCUCUUGGAAGGAUUUGUCCAAAGUGUAUGCUAACACUUUGAAAACUCUGGUGGUCUGUAGUUGACUAAAAUCAGUCAGCGAUGACUAAAAAAAGUCUGAGUCAUCUGUGAGGUCACUGCACACACUCAUCAAAGUCAUCAGAUGAUUCUGCAGAGGUGGAUUUACUGAGGAGUGAGACCACUUACAUCCUCACUGUCUUUGAGAAUGACCUAAAAGCAACAGGUGGGAAAAAAAGGAAAAUAAAGUAGUGAGGAGUGAGGCAUCUGUCAUCUGUACCAUCUUUGUUGAGAGUAUGAAUGUGAAACUUGUUAAAGAAUUGUUAACAAAUAAAUAACACAGUGAUGUUCAUGUUUCUAGACUCAUUUUACUCUCCAAAAACGUCAUUGUGUUUUUUUUUUUUUCAAUAGGAAUCCCAAAAAUAUGAUCUCUUCAAAAAAUCAUUUCUGCUGCAUAAAAAUCUUCUUUUCCAAAAAUUUUCGACAAGCUGUAGAAAUACAACAAUUUAACAAACAUGUUCAGGAUUUCUAAAACAGUGUUUGAGCUUUCUGGUUUAUUUUCUCCCACUCUAAACGUCACUUUCCAAAAUCAAAACUCAGUCUGAAAAAGUGUCAGUGCACCUCCUGAAAAUGUGGAAAUAAGUCUUACAUUUUCCCAUCCCAAUCUCUUUUUAUUCACUCUUUGAAGGCGUCUCUCUUACUCUGAAAUUGUUCCACUUUCACAGCUGCCCUGUUUUGGUUUUAAGUACUCAAUUUUUAUUUAUUUAAUUUUUUCUAGUAAAGGAUUCAUUUAAACAUCAAAGUUUUGCCUUUUUCAUUGUAUUUCUGCACAAAAAAUGUUCCUGGGUACACACACUCACAGUUUUACACACACUAAUACAAGCUGGACCUCGGUACUUCACACCGAGAAACAAACACACACUCAAACACACAUCUUUCCCAUGAGGCGCCUGACACAUGCAGCUGCCUGCAGCUCUGACAUGUUCAUACAUGUCAUUCCAACAUGCUGCUAAGUGCCGUCUAUGACAAAACACCUGAACACACAAGCACGACACUCAUGCUCGUGUGUGCGUGUGUCCAAGGGUAACAUAUCUGAGUUAGACAGAUCUGUUAUCUGGACUCUAUUCUCACUUGUAACUGUGUGUUUUGUUACACUCGAAGAUUUCAUACUCAUAGUGUUAUAAAGGCAGAGUGACUGUGAUUCGGUAUUCUCUCAUUAAGAAGCCUCUACUGAACAGAGUAUGUUAGGAUGGUCAUUGAAGAAGUGUUCAGGAUGUUAAUGAUGUAAAACUGUCAAUCAAGCCUUUAUAUGGACUUGCAGAAUGAGGUGUUUAUAUGUGCUUUAUACUGAGUAAUGAAGAGCUAAUAUGAUACUACAUGAUAAUCUGUUCCCUAAUCUAAAGUGUUGCCAAACCUUUAAUCCAGUUCUCUCUCUUGUCCAGUUGCUGCAGAAAAAACUUUGUAUUUGCACUGAACACAUAGUGGGUGUAAAUCUGAGCUGCAAAUAAGAGGAUUUUGAUUUAUUUUCACAUGUAGAAAUGACCCAAAAUAAGAAUUGUGAUCAUCAUAGGUCAUUGAUUUCCCCACAAAAUUGCCAACCAAACCAGGAAUCACACUCAGAAAGUCUCUAAUUAGAUUGGAUUUUGUUCAACAAGCUCAUUAGCGCUUUGGUCCGGAGUUCGUCCCCCUGCUGCUGCUGCUUGUUAAUUUAACUGGUACUGGCACGGUUCACCCUCAGUCAUUAACUUUUUUUAUGAUGAAGUGGAAUCAAACCAAAAUGAUCUCAUUAAAAGAGAAAAACAGUCUCUUGGAGGUGGAGGGAAACGCUGCUCAGCUGUCAGAAAGGUCAAAGAUGAAACCUGAGACCAGAACUUACAGAACCACAGACUGUAGAUGGACUGGUCCGAGAGCUGGGACUGUUAAUAACUAGAUUUUCUCUUGAUAUCUGUUCUCUGAAGAAAAGUGUCAGUCUACACCAGCUUAGUUUUUAUCCUCACACAUUAAUCUUUAUUUAAAAUAAGGUUGUUAACAAAAUCUUUGAUGAAAGUUACUCACCAGUGUAAAUAAACACUGACCUGGUAUAAGUGAAGAGUAAGAACUGGACUGGGCUGGCACAGAUGUGUGGACUUGAACCUGUUUGGAGGACUGAAGCUGGUGGUGCUAGCUCUGCUCUUGUUAGCCUCCAUAUGCAAAUCAUGUAAAGGCUGUUUCCUGUAGACUCUAAGAUCCAGUGUUUAAUAAUGAUCAUUAAAAUGAUUUUACUGAUAUAGAAAUUUUCAAAAACUAGAGAAAAAGUCCUUCACAAGAAAAAACUUUAAUCAAGUAAAACUGCACACUACUGAAAGUCCAUGGAACAGUUAUGAAGUAUUACACACCAACAUCCAUCAUCCAUGUUCUAACGCUUAUUCCCGUUGGGGGUUACGGGGGGACUUUAGCCUAUCCCAGCAUCUUCACGCUGGACGAGUGGCCAGUUCAUCGCAGGGCUGACAUAUAGAGAUGAACAACCAUCCACACUCACACCUACGGUCAAUUUGAAAGUGGUCGAUUAACCUAACCCCACUUCUGCAUGUUUUUGGGAUGUGGGAGGAAACUGGAGUGAACCCACGCAGACACAGGGAGAACAUACAAACUCCACACAGAAACGCCCUGACCCGGAUUCAAACCCAGGACCUUCUUGCUGUGAGGCAAGUGCUAACCGCUACAUCACUGUGCCGCCCCCAGGUGGCAUUAAAGUAAUACAAAUACAAUUUAACAGGUUUUAUAUGAGGGAUAUUUCUGACUGUGUUACACACAGAUGACUUUUUCAAUGUCAGGAGGAGAGAAAAAGCUGAUUUUAGUCAACUGUCUCAGCCUAGCAAAGCUGGACUGAAUAACUCUGGUUAUCUGGGUAACUAGGUGAAAAGUCAGAGUCAAAAACGACUCCUUGAGUUCGUGGGUCUCUUUGCAAAUGUUCUUAUGAAGGCACCCAGACUGAGGGACAGAUUAUCAAUGAAGCUGGAAAUGACAAUAACUUGUAAAUUCAGUCAGACUGGACAGGAUGUUAGACACAUUAGUGGUGCCUGGUUUUAACAGCGCAUAGAGCUGAGUGUCAUCUGCAUAGCUGUGAAGGUCUAUACCAUACCUACACAGGAUUUGUCCCUGGGGACGCAUGUGAAUAGUGAAUGAGAGAGGACCUAGAAUAGACCCCUGGGGGGUGCCACAUGAGUGACACAUCCAUGGAGGGCUGACUAAGAUAUUGUUGUUAACUGUAUCCAAAGUUUUUAAGUCAUGUUGAAUAUAUUGUUCUCAGCUGGACUGUUUUCUGAUAGUUUCAUCUUUAGACUCGUACUUAAGUCAGAAUUUAAAUUCCUGUCUAAGACAACGUUACAUUCAGACACCCUCAGGGCAGUAUAUUACAUUACUGUACUCAUUAAAGCAAGUGUCUGGUUAUGCUGAUGAUGUAGUGAUGAGCAGAGCGGUCCCUCUAUUAGCAGACUGGACCAAAGGCACUGCAGCAGGGGCUUCUGGGAGAUUGACAGCUCUGGGGUGGUGGUUGUGGCUGAGGCAGCAGGGGCUUCUGGGAGCUGCUGGUGCCAUGGAACGAUGCCUGAGCUGCCAGCAGCGCUCCUCCUCUCAUUCUCCAUCUCCAUCUCAAGCUGACCCCUCCCAAAUCACACACACAUACACACACACACAUGCUCGGCCAGCCAUGCUUUUGUCUUGCGUGUCCACAUACAUCUGUCAUGCAUGGCAGCGUUGGCUCUGACAGUCUGCUAUUGUUGCACCCACCCCAGAACCCCCACUCGACCCCCCCUUCAGCGGGAGACGCAGCCAUGGUUUGGGGUAAUUGCUGGUCCUAAUUAGUUCACACACACAUGGGCACACAGGCACACACACAAACACACACACAUAUAAGCCAAAAAUACUGAUUAAAUGUCCCAAAUCCUAUUAAAGAGAAGCCUGAGUGAAACAAUGUGAGGAGUGUUUUCUAAAGAGCCAUUGUUCGUUGUCUAGAUCAAUACAAAACAAAGGUUAUCUCUCAAUCCUGAGUGUAACAAUGCAGUUAUGAUGAUGAGUGUUUGAACGCCCACUUUACCUCCUGCUGUUGAUUUUUUUUCACUCCACAGAGGUCAGAGGAUUCAUGGAAAACAAAGCAGCAGUUUAAAGGGCUUUUUGUGAACACAGAGACGCUGAUCCUCACACGGCCGGAGGGGGAAAAAAAUGAUUAAAAACACAAAAUCAAACACUGUUGUUAGAUGACAGCAGUUUUUACAGUGACA